Podarcis lilfordi (Lilford's wall lizard) is the source of this 45757-nucleotide messenger RNA. Lineage: Eukaryota; Metazoa; Chordata; Lepidosauria; Squamata; Lacertidae. The record is from the annotation of a GenBank genome assembly.
AUUCUUGUGGUUCAGGAUGUGGCUGGAUGUGGGCUCGCCUUCCAGGUAGGCGAGCGAGCAAAUUGUCCGCUCAGAAUGGGGAAUUAUGUCAUUGCCGCGGAGGGACGCCUUCCAAGAGCGUUUCCUCCGCUGGCUGAUUGACAGGCCUCGCAUGCGAGAGGAGCCUAUAUAAAGCAGGCGAGCCGAGCGCCUCUUUGAAAGGCAGCCCGGCUAAGAGGCGAAGCGGGGUUUUUUGCGCGCACCUCCCCGGCCGAGGACUUGCCCUUGCAGGGAGCUGACUUGGCUUCGCGCUCUCGCCACGGGACUUUGGAAACUCGCCGCCUGCUUGGAGUUGCAUUGGGAAGCGGCAGCUCUCAAGAGCAUCGCGGGGGACUUGCGUGCCAGGUAACGGCCCUGGGACCAGUGCGGACAGGUUGGAGCCGGAUUGUGGGUGGAUGGGUGGGGGUCAACAGAGGGACGCCCCCGAGAGACCCCGGCAGCACCACCUCCAAGGAGUGAAAGGAGACUUGCUCCCUAGGGUCGUCUUAAAAAUAAAGAAAAUGGGCUGGAGCCAAAUCAAGGGGGCGAGAUCGCAGGACCUAAGUCCCGCUGAUUUCAAAGGAGAUUAAGUGCAAGCAUCCUAUGUAUGCAGUUUUCCAACCUAGAAGGGUGCCUGGGACCGGAGCCUAAGGCUGCAAUCAUAACUCCGCUUACCUGGGAGUAAGGGCCAUCGAAUUCAGCGGGUGGUAUGCAACUAAAUUUUACUCAGAGUAGGCUCAUUGAAAUGAAUGUACCUAACUCAAACAUGUGAAUUUCAGUGUGUCUGUUCUGAGUAAAUCGUAUGGGAAUGCCAUUCAGUAGAAUGGGACAAUUAAGAUUGCACUGGACCCAGUUCUUGUCAACAAUCUUGGGUAGUUUCUCCGAUUUUUUUCCUCAUUCUUUCCCUAAUUCUUCCUUGUAAAGAAAGCUUUUUUUUACUUGGGCUCAAAAAGGGCGUAGAUCUUUAGGAUGAAGAAAGGGCACCACCCACCACUGGGAAGUUUUCUUGUGCAAGCCCCGUUGUCAGGAAUGGCAGCUGGGAACACACACAAAAAGCAAAUGCUCACAGCAGCUUGACAGGACAGGGGCCAAUGCAAAGUCUGAUCAAUAUCUAGUGCAUUGUAUGGUGCAACCCUAGACAGCUUCCAGAAAAAAUGUUCAAGGCUAAGAUGCAGGAACUCCUUUGGGGCACUGUCAUGAGGAAGUUCUCAUGUAUACACCCCUGUGAGAGUGAUGGGAACUCUUUCUUUUCACUGGAGUUUAAGCAGGACAGCAGAGCUUCCUAAGGGGAACCUGGUCUUUGUCACUCUAUAUAGCAUCAUUGUAGACUUUCUGUGUCUAGGGAUGGCACUGAUUUUCUUAUGAUAAGGGCAUGGGUUGAUAAGGUGACUUCAAAGUAUGGUGCGAUCCUUGUAGCCCGUACAAUCCAACCAUAAUUAAGCAGAGGAAUUAAUUAUGUGCACAACCCCACUUCUGGAAAUAUUCACCUUGCACAAAAAUACCCAGUUUUGGUGUCUUCUUUGGGAAAGUGCAGCAGAUAAUGAUGCAAGCUGUGGAUGGGGGAGAUUUACCCAGAAACAAAUUCCACCUAGUUCAAUGGGACACCUAGUGAAUCUACUCUGGAUUGCAGCUGCGAACCUAUAAUUUUGGCUAGGGCAGGUCGUGAGAUUUAAAUUUGCAUCUCUUCAAGAAGUUUGGGUGUAUAGAAAUCAUCAAGAAAUGUAUCCGGCAGAGGGCUAGGUCUACUUUCCUGAGUCCAUUCAGACACAAGACAGAUGUGUAGUCCAUUCCUGUGCUUGUUUACUCAGAAGUAAAUCCCACUGACUUUUCUAAGAUCUGGGCUGCAGUUCUAAUAGUGUCUACUCAGAAGUAAAUGCUGCCAAAUACAAUGAGGUUUACUCUCAGGUAACUGGAGAUUGGACUGGAGACGCAGCAUCACUUCAUCUUGAUGUGACACAAUUGGUAUAGAGAAGCAGGCUGUCUCUGUCUUUCCAGCAGUAAGAGAGUAUGUAUGUGUGAAUGAGUGUGACUGAGACAGGGAGAGACUGGAAUUUGCUAUUGUAGCUUAAUAUAUAAGUUAAAUUACAUGUGAAAUGCUGCUGGAAAUGCCAUUAUCUUUCAAGAAUGUAGCUCUACGGCUUGCCAAAAGUGGAUUUAAGAGAUGCAAUAACUAGUAGACUAUCUGAGAGCCCAGACGUCUCAUGGAAAACUUUUGAAGACAAUUCUGGUUGUAUCAUAUAUAUUUCCUUGAAUUUAUUAGGAAGGAUAUUAAACACUUGAGCCUCCCCCCUCCCCCGCACUGUGCAUUUAAAGCGUGUGCUUUCACUAAUGUUAUCAUAGUCAAGCCAGGAUCAAGCACCUGGGUUCUCACACAUAUAGAGGCAUUGUCAGAAGUAAUAAAUGUCCUGUUUGCAGUGUAUACCAGGAUUCAUAAAAAAUGCCCCAAUGAUGGGUUGAUUUUUAAUCUUUGUCUACCACACAACAGUGAAAGUUUUCUGGUUUGCAAGUUAAAAAAUACAACAGAGAAACAAAUAUAGAAUGGCAAUUAAUUGAUGAAGGACGAUUUAGAAAUAGGUGACAUAAACAAUAAAAUGGCAUCUGACAGAACCAACAUUUGCUUUCAGAAUAGUUGCUUCUGUUGUAAGCUUGUGGGAGACAUGGGAAAAUUUAAAAACAGACAAUCAACAAUGUGCACAUCUUGCUUUGUUCAUAGGCAUUAUGCAGGACAGGAGCUGGCUGUUGUGGCUGACGAUCUUGCUAGCUUUGUGGAUUUCCUCAGAGGCUCAAGGUAGGUCUUUAAAUAUCUGUAGCAUUGAGGCCAAGUAUUUCCAGAGUGGGCUAAAGCUCUGGCAACCGUAGCCUGGUGCUUAAAAGGAGCUUGGCUUCUGCUCACUCACUUGGCUUGGUCUUGAGAAUAAUUGCUCAAUUAUUUCUUUCCAUAGCAUGCCUGAAAUAUGAAACUAGCCUGCAUAGAUAAUAUACCUUACUAUAAAUGCAUCAAGGAAAGUGGAGGGAUAUGUAUGUAGAUCAAAUUGAGGGUUGGCAUCAAUUGGUCAAAUUAAUUUGUGGUGUAAAGACCUCCCCCUUUUAGAGCACCAACUACUUAGUUGGCUAAAAUGUAUUUAUAUUUUGGUUCUCCUUGUUGGAAAUUAGGAUUCAGUUAUCAAGCUGAAAAACUUCAAAAAAUAUGCUUUGUUAUUAUUGUUUGUUGCAUUUAUACCCUACUAUUCCCUAAGAAAAUUAAGAGCAGCUUAUAUAUGGCAUCCCUAUGGCUUCCAGGUUCUCACUUUGGAUAUUUGCAGACAGUUUGAUUUGAAAUUUUGUUGGACUGGAUCCAGAGAAGAAUUCUACACAGCCAGUGCGGUUACCUGGCUCCUUUCCAACUACAGUAUGGUUUCCUGCACCCCUCUUGCUCACUCUAUUGUAUCACCUCUGCCCCCCAAAAUCAAUCCUGAGAGCUGAGGCACAUGAAGGGGUUUGGGAGUCUGCAUCAAGACAGAGAAAUUAGGAGAAUUUGUUGAGGCAGUCAUGCACAAGUAGAUAUGUAAAUUUCAACUUGAGCAAGGCACCUCUGGAUCUAAGCCAUUCAGUUUCAUGAAGGAUAUUUUCCACACAUUUUCCAAGAAGCAGUACCAAGUAGAUGGAGUCACUGAAUUUGGUGUUUUGCGCCAAAUGAACAGCCAUUAUUCACAUCCCAUUAGGAAGACGUAAUAGGCAAAGACACAUAAGAGCCACCAUUUUCAGAUUGCCAGCAUCCCAAUUGGAUGGGGGCUUCAAUGGUAGGACUCGUAAGAUUGCCUGUAUGUGGUCCCUGGUUCAAUCCCAGAUUGCAGGGCUAGGAGAGAAUCUUCUACAAGUCCCUUAAGAGGACUGUCAGGCUAGGUGGACUGCCAAGUUUGAUUGAUCACUCAUCUGCAUGGACUGCUACUACUGUUUCUCUAAUAAUGUCUGAUGGUUCCCUGAGCAUGCACCCACCCUAAGCGUCAGAUCAUUUUCUUCAUCAUUUAAGUCAGUGUCUCAUUGGAAGUGUGUUGGAUUUUGAUCAGGGAGACUCGAGUGUCCAUUUCCAUUUAGCUGGCUGGCCUUGAACAAAUUAACUUAAGUUUACUCCAUCUAUGAAAAUUGGAGUAUCUGUGACCUGCCUCAUAAAAUGAGGGUGAAUGAGAUCACCCCAUGCCUUACAUUUCUUUGUUAAUCAUGUUCCUUCAUGUUGUUGCCUUUGCAGAUGACGGCCAAGAGGACGAGUCCACUUUUGACUUGCUGCAAAUAAGCAACAUAAACAGGAAGACAAUUGGAGCAAAAGUAUUUCGGGGCAACAAUUCCAGUCUCCCAGCAUACCGCUUCAUCCGGUUUGAUCACAUACCUCCGGUUAACUCGGAGAAAUUAAAGCAGAUUAUUAAACUGAUCCAGCGAAACGAGGGCUUCCUUCUUGUAGCCACCUUCAGGCAGGACAGGCUGGCCAGGGGCACCCUCUUGGCACUGGAAGGCCCUGGCACCGCUCAGCGCCAGUUUGAGAUUGUUUCCAAUGGCCGAGAAAAUUCACUCGAACUUUCCUAUUGGGUAGAUGGCUUCCGGAAGAAGUAUCUUUUGGAAGACGUGGACCUAGCCGAUUCACUAUGGAAGAACAUCACAGUACAAGUAGCCGGGGAAAACUACAGUCUCUAUGUUGGUUGCGACCUCAUUGACAGUGUGAGCCUGGAGGAGCCUUUCUAUGAAAACCUGAAAGCAGAGAAAAGUAGAAUGUAUGUGACAAAAGGAUCUGCCAGAGAAACUCACUUUCGGGUAGGUAACCUACCACACCUGUGAGGUCAAUGACGUGCAGUUCAAUCCCUAUGCAUAUCUACCCAGAGGUUGUAAUGAAUUCAGUGGGGCUUCCUCCGAGGUUGGUGUGAAUAAGACUGAACCCUUAUAAUGAGAUCCUGACAGAAGGCAGCCCAUAUAGUAGCCCCACUGAGACUUUUGUCUUGGACUGUGCAAUGGGAAGGGUGGCAAAUUUGCGCAGCAGAGGGAUAAAUCUGUGGGCAAGGGAAGAAUGUGGUGAAAUGGUGGCUGUUCUGCCUCAGACAGCAGAAUGUCUUGUGCUGGUCCUGGAUCCUGUUUAGUUUGCCUUAUGUAUGCUUAACAAUGUAAACUCUUAGGCCAGAAUUAGAGGGGAUUCAAUUGGCACUUUUGGAGAACCAGCUUCUCCCUUGACUUUGGUGCAAUGACAGUGCUGUUCUCUUUCUGAAAACUCUUCACACAUACUUAGUCUAAUUGUAAAUGGAUGCAGAAAUAUUUGCCCCAAGUGAGGAAGGGGUAUCUGUUUGAUUCAUCUUCGCUCUGUGCCAAGGUCACAGAAGUGAAAAUGGAGAUGUUUUCCAUAAAGGUGGGUGAGCACUAUGCAACAAGUCUCUUCUGCUGUUUGUCUAGAAGCCACUCCAAGAUGGGAGAAGGAGCUGUCUAAAACCCUGACACAUUUAGCCCACUUGCUAUAUCCAAACCUCUGAAUGUCCACCAAGAGUUGUAGAUAGGCAGCAUGGAGGCCAUAUAGGCUUCAGUCCUCUACACACUUACCAGGGAGUAAGCUCCAUUAAAGUCAGUGAGGCUCGCUCCUGAGGAGAAAUGUAUAGAAUUGCACUGGCAGCUUCUGUUAAGAUUUGCUGCUCUAACAUCUACACCACACUGGCUGUCAUGUCUGGGGUAGGAUGCGGGAAUGACUCAAUAAUAUCAGCCACACAUUUUGUUUGCUACACUUAUGAGGAGAGGAGGGAGACACGGGGUUGCUGUUUUUGGCAGGAAACCAUUGUUCUGCACUGCAUCUUGUUCUGGCCUCAAUGGCAAAUGUCAUGGUCAGGUAAAAAUGAACCCCAUAGCAUUCCUGAAGAAGUCCUUCAUGGACACUCUAUCUCUUGGCUAUUAGAAUACUACCUUUGCUUUUCCUUCAACUGGAUGAUUCCUCAGAGCACGAGCCAAGAGCUCCACUUUCUGAUGGCUAAAGAAUUAACUUAACCACAUAGAGUAGAGGCUGGUGUUCGUUGGGAUGGCAAGGUGACCAGCACUAGGUGGAGCCAAUGACAGAUGGAGCCGGCAAAUUCUGGUUGUGUUCCUCUCCUUUGCUUUUUCCCUGAAGAAAUUUUCCCAGGCCAACACUGAGGGGCAGUGGGAGGAGGCUGACAGGCAGUGCCAUCCCAUGGCCUGGAUGUAAGGAAGGAAGCAAACAAACAGGUGGGGGCUGGCUGAAGACAGACGGAAGUUGGUGGGGCAGUGGCUACUUUUUCCUAACAUGCCAACCUCCACUGCUCACCUGAAUUAACCAGAGUUCAGCGGGAUGGUUUGGAGUGCUUUUACUGAAAGCUCUGUGGUGGCUCAUUGGCUGCUGAACUCAUUGGAUUUGGUUUGCAUGUGACACUAAGCCAAUCCAUGUGGGUUCCCACAACAAAAGUCAUGAUGGUUGCACUCUUCCAGUUCUGCCGCUGCCGUGUUACUCAGGACUAAGUCAAAGUUUGGCAUAGCAUUGCAUUCAAAUCUGGGCUCAUGGUUUGUCUCACUUCAGGCAAAUCAUGAAUUGUAAACAAGGUUUGUUCUUCGUUUAUUGCCUUUGGUUUGACUGGAGCAAAGGUGUCAUCUUCUUAAGAGGAUUGAGGAGGCCCGUGUCCAAUAUCUUGCAAUUUUUUUUAUGUGUUGUAAGUUGCCCAGAGUGGCUGGGGAAACUGACAAUUAGAACUUUUGGCAGUGCAUUAGCAAGAGAGCUGGUGGAAUAUUUUCUCCCAUGCUGAGAAAUUACUGCCCUGAACCAACAUAUUAGCUACAAACAAUAGUAUUUAUUCUAGCAAUUCGGAUAUAUGGUCACUGUGCCCCUAUAGAGGGAUGGAGGACCUAUUCGGAUUGUCUGUGCUUGAAGACUGGUGGAAUCUGAUGGAAUCCUGAAUGCUUUGGGGGAUUGUGUCCUCGAGUACUGUCCAGCAGAGCUUUUCUGGGUGGUGGAGCUUUUGGAGCCCUUGUAAACCUACCUUGAAAAGCUGCAAAGCACUUUGAGGGCAAAGUCACAGACAUUUGGUCUGACCUUGACACCACUGUUAAUGCAAUCUGGUGGAGGCAUCCAGAGCACUGUCUUGGCUGGUUUGGGAUCAGGUUCCGUUAUUGAGACAUGGGAACAUGGAUAAGGAAUUUGAGUGUUUGGCCAAUAUAUCCCAUUUCCAAAAGACCCUCCUUGGACCCUAAGGACACAACUGUCAACUAGUAGCAACUAUCCUGGUUUUGGACAAGUUGUUGGAGAGGGUGGAAGCUGAGCAACUGCAGGUGUGCUUGGAGGAAGCCAAUUCCAUUAUGCUUCAGGCUUUGUUUUAGCAGUGAAGUAGCUUUUGGCCCCCUUGAUUGAUGAUGUGUCAGGACAAGGGGAGUACAACCUUAUUGAUGCUCCUCAAAUCUCACAACGGCUUGUGACCAUAGUAUCCUCCUGAACUGACUCUGUGAGUUGGGAGUCCUAGGUAGGGUUUUUCAGUGGGUUCUCUGGUUUCAGAUAUUACUAUUAGCAUUAGGGAUCUAUAGGAAACUUUUCAAAGCAGUCAUUAGAAGAUUUGAGGGAAAGUGUCAUCACUAUGCAGAUGACAGAUUUCUCCUUGACAUUGGCCUCAGAUGACGCUGUGAAGAUGCUUGACCAGUGUCUGAAGGCAGCACUAGGUUGGAUGAGGGCCAACAAACUAAAGCUGAAUUCUGACAAGACAGAAAGGUCCCAGGUUCAGGAAUUAGGAAGGUGGCCUGUUCUGUAGGGGGUUGCAUUCACUCUGAAGGACCAGGUGCAAAGUCUGAGGGAACUAUUGGAUUCAAGUCUGAAACUUGAGUUCCAGGUGAUCACAGUGACAAGGAGUGCUUUUUUCCAGCUAUGAUUACUUCACCAGCUAUAGGUCUUCCUGGACAGGGAUUUCCUGGCCACAGGGACCCGUGCUCUAGUAACCUCCUCUUUGGAUUCCUGUAAUUCACUGUAUGUGGGGCUGCCCUUGAAGAUGUUCCAAAUACCGAAACUAGUUGAAAACACUGCAGCCAGAUUUUUGAGGUGUCUGUGUAAGUUCAUGAUACAGUUGUUCUUAAACACUUGCACUGGUUGUUGAUUAGACACUGGGCCAAAUUCAUGGUUUUAGACUUGAUGUAAAAAUCCCUAACUGACUUUGGACCCAUCUACCUGAAAAAAUGCAAGGUUUAAGCUUGUCUGUGGCAGCCCUGUUAGUAGAAUUAUAUUUAAGGGAGGUUCAUAGUCUUUUCAGCAAAGAGGUUAUUUUCAGCACUUGUAGCUGGCACUAUGGUUUUCAUUGCCAGCUAGAAUCAUUUUUCUUCUGCCAGGCCUGUGGGUAAUGUGAUAUCUGACCUGUUUUGAUGACAGCAUUUGAUUGGUUGUUGUGCAGGACUUUUUCUUCUUCAUUUCUCUGUUUAAUUAUGUGGUGAUCAGCCCUGGGGUCUGCUGAAGAAGGGUGGAAUAUAUGGUAUUUAAAUGAAUAAAAUAAACGAACAAUUUAUGCAUGAUUAAAUUCAGUCAAGGUUGAAGAAGUUCUGAAGGAGGUGGGAAGUAGACUAAUGAUCUGCUGUUACCUUAAAUGAUACAAACAUUUUGUGUGUGCGUAUGUUCUUUGCAGGGUCUCCUCCAAAAUAUUCAUCUAGUUUUUGGAACAUCAAUAGAGGAUGUCUUGCGCAGCAAAGGAUGCCAGAGGAGCCAGUCGGGUAAGAAGAAGAAAAAGGCCCAUUCUUAUUGCUCACAGUAAUUUGAAGGAGUAGCCAAACAUAUCAUCACUUUCUAUUGGCUCCUUCCAAUAAUAGGCGGAAUGAAGAAACCAAUUAAAAUCUGUAUUGACAGAGAGUUCUGCAAAGGCUCAGUUUCAUGCUGCUGUCAGAUGAGCUUCACCAACUGGGGGGACAACCAAUCAAGUCUACAGAUGACCUCCGUGAUGGAGCUUAGGAUGGGUUUAGGCCAGGCAUCCCCAAACUCGGCCCUCCAGUUGUUUUGGGACUACAAUUCCCAUCAUCCCUGACCACUGGUCCUAUUAGCUAGGGAUGAUGGGAGUUGUAGUCCCAAAACAUCUGGAGGGCCGAGUUUGGGGAUGCCUGGUUUAGGCUGUCUCUGAGGUACAAUGGACCUAAAUUGUUCAGGGCUUUGUAUCUCCUUUGUACUAUAAAGAAUGAUAUUGCCAGGUGACUCUUUUGUAUGAAUGGUGACCUUUAAAGAAGCAUCAUUUAUGCUUGACACACAUAUACAAGAGAGGACACACAUAUACAAGAGAGGAUUUUAGGUCCAAACAUGUCCCCAGACAUGUUUUUUAUUACAUUUUAAAAGGCUAAAGCUUUCCUCCCCUUUUUUGCCUCUCUCUUACGACACAAAGCCUGAGACAAGUGUACACCAACCUUUGUGUAUUUGGUGAGCUGCAUUGAAAGGCCGGGUUCUACUUUUCAAUAAAAUAGCACAUUAGUAGUAGCAUUUCCACUUGGAACCAUUUUGACUUUCAGAGUAAAUCGUGUUUAUUACCAGGGGGGAAAAAUCAGAAAGUGGAAAGAUGCAAGACUCCCAUCAUAGGCUGGUCCCAGCUGUUGCCUUUCACUCCCAUAGGCUGUCUACCCUUAUUGCUUCUGCCAUAGCUUGUGCCAACAAAGCUACUGCACUGACUUUAGUAAUCUUAAAAACACUCAGUUCAAAAUCUGAAAUUAAUGAUCUCAAAAGUGUCACAUGUGGGACUUACAUGAAUUUUCAUGGCAAGAAUACGUCUUUUCAUUGAGUCAAGAUGACACUCAAACAAGUGGCAUUUUAUGAUAAAUUACUUUAUUGUGCUGUGUUGCAUUUUUAGGGUUUCCGGUCUACAGCCAAGAUAUUUAAAGUUCUUAGCUCUGGAAACAAUUCAUUAUAAACUUUUGGAAAAUGUUUACUUAACUGUUGUCACCAUGUUUAGAUUGAUUAGCUCCAUUAGCAGCAAUUAAUCAUUUCCCUGCCCAAAGUUUUUUGUUGAUUCUUUAGCUGUAUUUCUAUGUCUUUGUUUAUUUUCAGAUCUAAUAUGCAGUUCUGCCCUUAGAAUGCUUUAUAGUAUUAUUUGCUGUCCUGGAAUCAUUCCUGAUUUACAUUAAUACAUCUAAGUCAGAUCAUGACCUUCUUCGAUUAUUUUUGUUACCGUGCCAUUGAUAGUACAAGCAAAGGAAUAGAGUGACAGAUUUAUGAGCAAGUUUUAAGGGCCACCCUCGAGUGGGUUCCUCCCCUUCUUGUAAUAGUGAAAAAUAGAAUGACUUUGCCAUGGUUUGCAUGAUAUGGUAAGCUAAACUAUGGCUUAUAAACUAUGGCUACAUGAAUGUGUAGGCUCCUCAAGACGAGCUCUCGGCUGCUUCCUGGUCUUUUUUGUUCCUCAUCCCACACUGUGAUGAACUAAGCAUCCUGUGUUUUCUGAACCAGGACUUGUGGUUAAGCUCUCUCCUCACUAAGCCCAAGGUACCAUCAAGGUUUAUUCUUAGCUGCAGCUCAUAGCUUGCAAGGAGAGAGCUAAACUAUGAUCCUGGGUUUGCCCAACAUGCUAAGCCAAACCUUGUUUUAGCUCAGCAAAGUGCAGGGGUAAAAAAGACCAGGGAUCAGCAAGGUAGCUAUGAGCUCUUCUCUGGGAGACCACAUGUUUGUGUGGUCCUGGUAAUCCUUACUGCGAACGAGGCUUUUAUAAUGCAAUGGGGUUUGGUAAAUAAGUUUAUAUUCUGUUCACUACCACUAAACAUAUGGCUGCUUUAGUGUUUCUUGAGGGUACCUAAGGAACAUCAGUUUUAGUGAAAAUAUGUGAGGUAUGAUGUGCAGAUCAAGCCUACAUGCUUACUCAGAAGUAGGUCCCAGUGGGUGGAAGCCAAUGUAGUGCUAAGUCUCUCCUUCCGUCAGUGCAAAGAUUUCUCCUUGAAAAGUGGAAUGUUUCCUGCUUUCCUUCCCCUGUUUUCCCCUAAAUCUGUUCUAGGGGUUCUAAACCUGCAGACCUCUUUGAGAGCUUGAAUCUAAACUGUGAAAAGGAAUGACUAUAAUUGGAAGGGGCCAACAUCCAAUCCUUCUGUUAUACCCUUGAGUAUAAUUUGGCAUCAAACUUGCUCCAAGAGAGAUACAGUUACAAUCCACCUUUAGUACCAAUGUAUAAUUUGAGCCAAAAGUUGUAAUCAGGGAAAAGCUGUUGCAUAUAUGUAAUGGGUUUUAUUUUACUUCCUCCCUUCCAGCUGAAGUGAACACGAUCAACGAGAGCACUGAGAUCCUUCACCUUCCUUCUGUCAUGACAGAGUAUGUUGGUGAAAACACAGAGAAAAAGGCAGAAUUCUGUGAUCGCUCUUGUGAAGAGCUAGGGUCUAUGUUUACGGAACUCACUGGACUGCGCAUUGUUGUCAACAGCUUAACAGAAAAGUUAGAAAAAGUGGUAGGUAUCACCAGUGUGUUCUGCUCUAGAUGUCUGGUCAUUCAUUUGCACCAAUUGCUCCUCAAGAUUAGCAGCAACAAAUGAACAGUCAAGUCACUGGCACUACAAUAAACCCUUUGUUUGGGUAUCUACCAGGCAUUGAUAAAGAGAACACUUAUACAUGUUGGAAACAUACCAAAGUAUUGUAUUAAAAAUUGUCUGAGAAUAGUGGGGUGGUGUAUUAGUUCUGAUGUCACCUCAGGGGCUUCCCAUGUUAUAGGAGGACACACUAGGUAGAAAAUUCUGAGUGCUGUGAAAGGGGGGAGUGGCUUCUGUUCUAGGUUCCAGCCAUCCAGCCAUGCCCUUCUUGAGGAUGUUCCACUCCAUUCUCUCUCCCUCAGCUUUCCAUUCUCCCCCCACCCAACAAUCAGUUAGCAAUCUUCAGCCAGUUAGCCUGCUGGGGCUUUGAGUAUGUUUGUGUGCUGCCCAACACACAAGUUGAAAGACAUUGCAAGGUGUUAUAUGUGGGUACCAAUGUACACGGGUAGAUCUCAGCCAUGCAAGGAGGGGGACCUUCAUUGGGCAGGGUCCCUGCCCACGAGAAGCAGCCAUAACAGCUUACAUCUGUAGGCGGGGAGAACUUCUGUCGUCUGUUGAAUAAGCAGACAUCCAUAGAGUAUGGCAAUGAUGGGCUAGACUGCUGGGCUCCGCAACCAGCUUCCAUAUGUUUUUUCAGCACAUGGAAUGAUUCGUGUGAACCACAUUAAGGACAGCCUUGAUGCUGCUAAGACAAUACUUUGUCGUGGGAGACAGCUGGAUGAUAUUUUGUUCUAGUUGCCAGAGAAAGGAUGAACACACAGGCCCCAGGGUUUUGGGGGGUGGAGAGAGAGGGUGACAAUUGAGAGGACCAGAUUUGCCUCCGUGCUCAAAUGGUGUGGUUAGGUUAGCGCCAGGUGAUUUGGCACCAUCUAGAUACCUGUGUGACACUGGCAAAACUGCCCUCUCCACCACAUGCAGGGUACUGUUGCACUUGCUGGUGCAAAUAUUGCAUUCCAGCAACUGCAUUUAGGAGUCUGAUUACUGGGACGCAGGGACUUGCCGGUAGGUAGCUGUGCCUUCUGGGACAACAUCACAGGGGCAGAUGAGGAAAGGAUGAAUGACCCCCUACCCAGUUCCAUGCCUACCCAUCUCCUGGAAAACCGUAGUCCCUGGAAAGCCUCUUGGUGGUUAAUCCUUAAAGUAUUUGUGUGUUGCACAUACUACCACUGCCAGGGGUGGCAUGUCCCAUUUUGCCACUUGAGGUGACAUGGAACGUGCCUGCUGCAGUGCGCCACUGCCACUGGCAGAGAAGCAGCAUCGACAGCAGCAUCAAUAUCCAGUGAGAUCUCAUGAGAGUUCACUGAAAAUCACCAAAUCUCUUGUGCUCUGUGAGAUCUCACAAGAUUUGGUGAGAUCUCACAGCAAAUCAGCACUGAUGCUGCACGCCACUUCUCUGCCAGUGAUGGAAGUGGUGGGGCAGGUGGGGUGCCUUCAGGGGCUCCCACCUUCUGAGGUGGCUGCUUCACCCCACCUCAUGAAGUCAUCAGGCCAGCCCUGAUCAUUGCGCAGUGUUAAUGUAUAUGCAGGUACCCUGACAAAUCAUAUAGAAAAUACAUGAAUGUGCCUUGUUUGUCAUUGUCUGGCUUUUGUUCCAUUGUCUGCUUCAGUCUGUGUUAUGAAUCAACUUCACAUAUUUGAAAUAGACCUGAAGUAGUCUAGCACAUGUCUCAAGAGUGAAAUCAUCUUCCAUUUUAAGGAAGAUGAGUGAUACUGGAAGACAAUCUCUUCAGUAGAAUUUAUGGAGAUCUGUGUAAGCGCUGCAAGCCCAGAUUGUAACAUUAGCUGGGGCGUUUGCGCCCAGAGGAAUAGUGCACUCACUGAAUUGUUUGCUUCUUUUCUGGCUCAGUUUAGCUGGGUGAAAGAAGGAAUCUGUUCUGAGCAGCCUAGCUUUCUAUGCUGAGGGUUAGUGAGAGUUUCACCCUUCUCUGACUAUGGUGCAUUGCAAAAAGGCCAACUCAUCGCUACUGAUGCUAUCUGUUUCAUUGUACAGUCUGAGGUGAAUGAGAAAAUUGUGUCGGAACUGCUUGGCCCCAACAAAACACUCAAGAACCAGUCGGCUUGUUGGCAAGAUGGCCGUGAGUUUAUGAAUAAUUCGCAUUGGGUUGUGGACAGCUGCACAAAAUGUCACUGCCAGGUAAGGCAUCAAUGAAUCAUUUACUCUUCCCCACCCAAUCACACGGAGUUUUUUUUUCAGCUCUGCAUCCAAUCAGGAGUACCUUGGUUCCCAAAAUCAAUCCGUUCUGGAAGUCUGUUUGAUUUCCAAAAUGUUCGCAAACCAAGGCGCGGCUUCUGAUUGGCUGAUUGGCCCCAGAAACAAUGCCAACAGUUGAAACGGACAUUCGGCUUCCAAAAAAACUUUUGCAAACUGGAACACUUACUUCUGGGUUUGCGACAUUCGGGAGUCGAUUUGUUCAGGAGCCAAGCCAUUUGGGAACCAAGGUACCACUGUAAUGGGCUAUUUUAAUAGGCAUCAAUCUCUUUCUGUUGGGCUUUGCACUGCCCUGUAAUUUCAAUUUAUUAUUAUUAUUAUUAUUUAUUUGGCAGGUUGCCUUUGAUAAACUGUUAUGAUGGAUGGCCACAUAUUCUUGGGGUUGAAUCAAUACAUCAGUGGAGCAGACACUCACGCAAUGGGAUUUCCCCUUCCUCUUCCAUAACCCUCCAGAGCAGAUUUGGGAGGAAUGUAAGGAGCUGCAGAGUGGCGAAGAAGGGCAAUUCCCAUUGUGCAGAUGGAAAUCUGCUCACUUCACCCUAUGUUGAAUUCCUUGGCCUUUAGUAGCCAGGACCCUGCUGCACCACUAACUAAAUCUGGUGUCAUCAACCCUAAAGGGGAUGCAGCUGUACAGUUUGGCCCACCUGCUGUCACUGAUGCAAAACUACAAACUUUAUUAUUGAUUGACUACAGGAUGAUAUAGCCCGUUCUUCUGUGUGGCAUCUCAUAUUGUCAGCUGCAUAAGUCUCUGAUGGAAAAUAGCAUGGUGCCAGUUGCACUUUUUGAUGUGCAUUUUUUGUCAAUAAGCAAACUUAGGUACUCAAGCAUAAUUCCUGCAAUGAACAUUUUGCCUUGCAGAGGGUUGGUCUGGAGAACCCUUGGAUCCCUCCCAGCUCUGCAAUUCUAUGAUUAUAUUACUUUUUCCUUCAUUUGAAGAAUGUCCUGCCAAAAGAUAGGGUAUUUAGAUUGACUGAUAUUGGAGUAAUGGUUCCAUGUGUUUUUUCCCCCCUUUGCACAUACAGAACUCUAAAACGAUAUGCAAUAAAAUCACAUGCCCAGCUGUUCACUGUGUCAGCCCCACUUUUAUUGAUGGCGAGUGCUGCCCUGUCUGCUCUCACUGUAAGUAUGGCAUGCAAGCAUAGCUUAUUGUUAAAAGCUUGCAUAGUAGGGAAGUCUCAGCUUGAAUACCUCUUGCUGGGUCUACAAAGAGCAAGGCUGCAGAUGAUUCCAGCUAGACUUCCUAAGUUAGUGUUGCACGCUUAACUAGCUAUACACUAUGUGCUGUUACUGCUUGGGUGAUCCCUGAAUGUCUUGCCACCUGCAUAAUUUUCUUCAUUUGAUGAAACUACCACAGGGAAUAACAUAUGACAGAAGGAGGACCAGGAGAGAGGUGCAAGGUUUCUGAAUUCUGGGAUGGUUGCCGUUAUGCUAAGGCAGGGAUGGGGAACCUGUGACCCUCCAGUUAUUGCUGAACUGUAACUCCCAUCAGCCUCAGCCAGCAUGGCCAGGAGUCAGGGCUGAUGGGAGCUGUAGUCCACAUUGAAGUGAUCAUCUUCAUACAGGGAUUUCCUACUUCAGUUUUUACAAGGGGAAGAGGUUGCCAGUUUACUCCUGUGUGAUGCUCACGUUGCAUUAUACAAACCAAGUAUAUCAGUGAGAAGCCUUGAGAAACUACCUUUCUCUCAGAGAGGAGAGAGAUUUGCAUGUGGAGAGCAAAUUUUCAAAUGGGACACUUAAAAAGAAGAUGUUAUUGAAGUAAAUAAAAAAAAAAAGGUACAAAAAAGCAACACAGUAUAUCUGGCAGAGACUUACUAUUAAGUUGGUAUAGUACUUAAGACCAUUAGGAAAUCUACAUAUCACAUUGCACUGUGCAGAGGGAGUCCUUUGUGUCUACCUUAGUUGUAUAUAAGAUAAAUUCCCACCAAACCACAUAGAAUUUUUCCAGGGUCCAUCAAGCCUUUGGCAACAUGUAAUUUAUGAGUUCUUUUUUUCAGUUAAUGCUAAAAUCCACAUAUUAUUAUACUAAAGCGAAUGUCACAAGUCCUGUAAGGUUUUCCAUUUGGGGGCAACUGAGGUUUUGGCAGCCACUAGUAGCCACGUCAAGAGGUCCUGAGAGCUGAAACUUAUCAAAUUGUUUGCCCCAUAAAUUUCGUAAACAAAGUGGCAGUGAGGUUGGAAUGUGAUGUUUGAGUAUUUUGCUCAUUUCUUGACAAUUGUCCAGAAUUUGAAUACUUGUGAGCAGCCCCAACACAGAACACUAUUGGAGCACAUAGCUUUACAGACCAAAUGGACAAUAUGCUUUGAUGGUGAUGUGUAAGACAAACAAUGCCAGCAAUAAUAAUGUGUUGCUGGUUGGGCUGUGUCUAUUCAGUGCUUCAGGCUGUAUAUGGGCUUAAGCUUUGAAGAGCUAACCCAACAGAUGCACUGGUUCACCUGUUUGUUUUGGCUUUUUUUUGGCUCCCUAAUGUAUCUGCAAAUUCCAGCAGACUGUGAACAAGACAAUUCAGGGCACCUCUAUGAUUCUUCUGAUUUGCAGCUGACGACAGUGAAGAAGGCUGGUCACCCUGGUCUGAAUGGACAGAAUGCUCUGUCACUUGUGGAUCUGGAACCCAGCAGCGAGGAAGGUCAUGCGAUGUCACCAGCAAUACUUGCCGAGGGCCCUCCAUUCAAACAAGAACCUGUUCCCUCGGGAAAUGCGACAAUCGCAGUGAGUGUUUGUAAUGUCAAGCUUUUAUCUUUGUAACUUCUCCUUUGCUUCUCAAACAAGCAAAUGCCACUCACCUGGAAUCAAUCUUGUAUGCAAAAGAAACACAUCCACACAUGAAAGCGCCUGUGUGACAUUUUUUUUUAGAUUCAUCAGAUGUUAAGAUGUGACCUGAACUACUCCCCUUACCCACAAGGCAAAGAGGUAGAUAAUAGAUAAUUGACAGGUGAGGACACUGCUCUUUGUGGCCCACAUAUCCAGCUAUGGUUAGCACAUGGGGGCAGUAAACGUAUGGCCACUUUGACACUGAUAGACAUGGCUGAAAGUUGGUGUGGACUGUCAGAUAAUCACAGCUGCCAUUGGUAUUUGUACUGCAGAUACAGUUUUCCUUACGUUGCUAGGCAUUAAAGGGGAAUUUCCAUUAGAGCCUUUGAGGAUUUAGGGACAGGGCCUUGAACUGUGAUUCUUUUUCUCUCCUUGAUCAGUACGACAAGAUGGCGGUUGGAGCCACUGGUCCCCUUGGUCUUCCUGUUCUGUGACCUGCGGGGUAGGCAACAUAACUCGCAUACGUCUCUGCAAUUCCCCCAUCCCGCAGAUGGGUGGGAAAGGCUGCAAAGGAAGCGGAAGGGAAACAAAAGAAUGUGAAGGAGUCCCAUGUCCGAGUAAGUGUUUUGGUUUGAAUUCUCAGCCUCUGGUAAGAAGAAGAAGAAGAGUUUGGAUUUGAUAUCCCGCCUUUCACUCCCCUUUAGGAGUCUCAAAGCGGCUAACAUUCUCCUUUCCCUUCCUCCCCCACAACAAACACUCUGUGAGGUGAGUGGGGCCGAGAGACUUCAAAGAAGUGUGACUGGCCCAAGGUCACCCAGCAGCUGCAUGUGGAGGAGCGGAGACGCGAACCCGGUUCCCCAGAUUAAGAGAUUACCGCUCUUAACCACUACACCACACUGGCUCCACAAAGGCUGCAGUCUAGAUGUUAACAUUACUCAAGCUGAAAGAACCUAUCCUAUACAUUUGGGAUCAGCAACUGGGGCUUUGUUAUACUGAAUCCACAUCAACCUGGCUCUUCAGACAAAGUGAUAAAAAGUAUGCAUGCCAUAAAGGAAUCUAUGGCAGUAGAACUUUCCAACACACUAUUUUAGAGGGUCUGCCUUGAACGGGCAACUUUUUACUCACUUUUCAAAGUACCCCUUCUGGAAAGCUGGUUGCUGUGCAAGGCAAUAAAUAAAUUAUGUAACAGGUGGUGUGGUGGCAUCACUCAUCUGACCUCUGGUCUACCAGGAGGUAGAGGGGGAAAGCAUGAGUUGGCAUGGUGGAAAUGCACCAGUGAGAACACCAGAUCAACUCACUCUACUGCCUCCCAUUCCUGGUAAGAGGUAGCAAUGCAGAAGUCAGGUGACUGAUGGUGCCCCACCAUGUGGUCCACUACUGAAUAGGAUAUCAUAACAUUCUACUAGACUUAGGCUGCAUUUCUGUGCACAUUUACGAGACAGUAAGACCCACUGAAAUCAAUGGAACUCACCUAUGUAGGUGUCCACUAUUUGUUCAGAGGUUUCCUAGGCUUAUAUUGGAUAGUGUAGGUGUUCUACAAUUGAUGUUCUAUAGUGGAAGCCUAACAUUAUUCUCAUUAUUUGAGUUUAACAACAUCUACAUGAAAAGCAUGUUCUAGCAGGAGAGUGAAAUCUACAGUUCCAUAUUUAACCAGUAAUGAAAUUCAAAUAGAAGAACCUCAGUCUCUGUCAUGAAAUUUGCAUGUUCCUAUUAUCUUUACUUCAAUGAAAAGGGGCUGAAACUGCUAUAGCCUGAGGAUGUGCAAUGUUUUCAAAAACUGAUAUCUACCUUUCAACUACUAAUUGCUUCUUCACAACCUAUUUGUUGAUCAUUCUUCCUGAUUUGUUCACCUACAGUUUGCAGGGAGGUGAGACAAUGUCAGCUUUAUAGUGAGCAUUCAUUCUGAUUAGGAGGCUAUAUAAGAACGUCUUCCAGAUCUUUCCUCCAUUGAUUUCUGUACUGCAAAAUGUAUUGGGGUUUUUUUGGGGUGGGGUUGGAUGUGAGGGUAAAGCAGAUUUGUUGUGCAAGAGCAUCAAAUCUACUUUGAUUGUGCAAUCUGAAUUUGCCAGGGUGCAUCUGAAUCCCACUUGCAAAAUCACACCCAGAGUCUUUUAUAUGAAAAUGACAUAAUUCAGAUUUGUUGCAUGUAUUUGUAUAUAUGCAUGGGCAAAGUCAUGUGGAGAGAAAGCUGGGAUAGAUUACUAUAUGAGCAAAAAUAUGCAUUCUUUCUUGCACUGCAUUUUCCUUCCGGACUGCCAGUUGUCUUAUUGGAUUCAGGGGACUGAAGAGGCUGCCAUCUAUAACCCUUUUGUUUUAGUUACCCCAUUGAAGUGAAUGGGGUACUUCUGAGUAGGAGGAUUGUGGAUUAUGGCCAAAAAAGAGUUUGCAAUUUGAGCAGAUUUUCAAUUUGAGCAGAUUCUUUUCAGGUUCCUUGACUAGACCAGAAAGACAAUUUGUAUUCAUUGUACUAGUGAAGUGGCCAGGUGAAAUAACCUCUUGACAUCACUGAAUGACACCACUCUGUGCUGUCAGUGUUUUGUUUUCUUGACUGUACUGUGUUUGCCCAUACUAAUUUUUCCUGUUGUCUGUCCAACUCCAGUCAAUGGUCGAUGGAGCCCUUGGUCUCCUUGGUCUGCAUGCACUGUUACCUGUGGCGGAGGCAUUCGGGAAAGAUCUCGUCUCUGCAACAGCCCAGAGCCUCAGUAUGGUGGAAAGGCAUGUAUGGGAGAUGUCAUACAGCAUGAUAUGUGCAACAAACAGGAUUGUCCAAUAGGUGAGUGUGGAGUGUGGAUAGUUAGCUGUGUUUUAAACAAAGAUACCCAAGUAUACUUCAUGCCUCACAUGGGAUCUGGUACUCCAAACCAUUCUGCUAAAUCAGCCUAAGAUUUUUGGAGCAGCAACUGCACAGUGGCAGAACAUAGGAUUUGUAUGCAGCAGACUUUGGGCUGGGUUCAACUAAUGGGUCUUGCUUGUGGAAGCUCACACAAGGACUUUUGCCAGCACAAUGGGGCUUUCUCCCCACUCCCGAUUGGCUUGGGAUGUGUGUGUCAGAAGAACAGUGCACAGGGGAAGGAGAGGAGAGAUUGCUCCUCUAGCACAAGCCUGACAGAACAAUUUCCUUAAUGCUAUAUUGAAUUCCUCCUCUGAGAUUCAGUCACUGCCAUCUUCAGUUAAAAGGAUCUUGGCUGAGAGUGCUAAGAAAGGCACUGGAGAGUGGCUUCCAGUCUGGAGUAGACAUUUUGAGCUAGGCAGUUUCAGACAUACUCCAUCCUUACUGCUGUGCCUUCGUAUACAACUUGUCCUUUUGGCAUCGUCUAUCUGGGACUGGUAUAAAAUAUAUUUGUAGUAAUUUUUAAUACAGUUGCUUCGAAGUGGGUGGGGAGAUUUAAUAUAGAAAUGAUGUAAAGCUGUUUCCUCUAUAUUCAGAUAAGGAGAUUGGCUUAGUACUGACACAAUUAAUGCUCUUUCCCCUUGCUUUGGCAGAUGGUUGUUUGUCAAACCCUUGCUUUCCCGGAGCAGAAUGCAACAGCUUCCCAGAUGGUUCUUGGUCCUGUGGUGCAUGUCCUGCUGGUUACCUUGGAAACGGAACAGUCUGUGAAGACCUUGAUGAGGUACGCACAGUUUUGGUUCAUACAGAAAUGCUGCUUUUACCCCACCCAAUGGAAACACUUAGCCAACUUCGUUGGAGGUUCCUCAGUGAUAUAACUCAAUACUUCUUUCUGGUUGUGUGUGUGUCUUUGUUUUUUGCAGUGUGCAGUAGUGCCAGACGUUUGCUUUAAGUUAAAUCAGAACCACCGUUGUGUAAACACCAAUCCUGGAUUCCAUUGCUUGCCAUGCCCUCCUCGCUACAAAGGAAGUCAGCCUUAUGGGGUGGGCCUAGAGGCUGCCAAGAAAGAAAAACAAGUAAGUGCUGUUGAAAGAAGGCCAGUAACGGGAUGGAAAAUGUGAUACAUCUGCUAUAAAAGUAUGGCACAAAGAGGGUGAUGAAGUAUCAGUCCUAAAGACUUCAUUGUCCUGGAGCAUCUCGAAAUGAGCAAGAGUGCAACUUGCAUGUUUAUAAUGUACCCUUUAGAUUGGAAACCUGACAUUCAAAACCACUCCAAACUUUUUAAUAAAUUGAUCUCAAAAGUCAUUUCUUUAUAUUAAAAAAAAAAGAUGAGGGCCAAUUGAAAAGGGCCAAGAAGGUGUAACAGUGCACAAGAGGAAAGGGAUUAAUUCUUCAUAUAGCACAGGAUGUAGUGAUGGCCGCUAACUUGUGUUGUGAUAGCUAUACAUUAUCCCCAGUAACAAAGGCAAUAUGCCUCUCUGACUGAACACAAACAGGGAGAGUGCUCUCAUGCUCCUGUUCUGUUUCUGGGCUUCUCAUGCUCAUCUUGUGAGAACAAAAUGCUGGAGCAGAUGGGUCUAUGGUCUGAUCCAGAAAGCCUGUUCUUAUGUUAGCCCUUCAGCCACAGGUUCUUCACUAACAUAUUCUUAAUGCAUUGCACUUGAGAACCAGCACAAAAGGGAUUGUUUGACACACUCUGUAUGAAAUAGGUCACUUUGGGGAGAUCUUUAUUCAGUGAACACGAGAAAAUGCAACUAAAUUAGAUUUGAUAAAAAGACAUGCCCCACCCUCAUUUUAAAAUAGUUUCAUUGGGUUUUACUCAGUCCCUUCAUAGUUCUCCGUGUUCUGGCUGACAUGGUUUGUGAAGUCUAAAUGUGAAACAUCCGUUAAUGUUAAACUACUCUAGCAAAGCUGUCAAUCAAAACAAUAGCAAUACAGAAGUACCAGUCAGGACUUGUGGAAAAGAAACCACAGUCCAUUAGGCUGUCUCUCUAUGUAAAAACAAAAACAAAAAACCCAGAGGCAGCUAAAUAGCUGGUUUGGUGCUACAUCCUGAAACUUCUGCAAAGGAAAUGGGUGGGGUUGAUUUACGUUAGUUAAUGACAUCCAGAAUCAGCAGAUGUAAGAGAAUUUUGUGAAGUAAUGUAAAAUUCUGCUUAAGGCGACUCUUUAGUUAAAUAAAGCAUUAUUCAUAAUUACUGUAUUGACAAACGUGUGCAGCUAAUUAGCUCAGUCAGCAAGGAAAUGUUCCUUGAGGCUCUGCCCAGGAUUUUAAUAAAAGGUUGUUAAAUCUGAGCCCAGCUAAAGGAUGUGUGGCUCAAAGCUCAACAAUAUUAUGGGAAACUAAAACUGCUGUUUAUCUACUCUUCUGAAUAAUCAGAUAUUUUGGAUGCUUCAUGUGUCAUUUGAGGGUAGCGUGUUGCAUGCUUGACUAUCGGUACUGAAAACUGUUUAAAAUGAGGUAUUUGAAAAACAGACAUUUUUGGCCAACUUAGCUGAAUUCAAAUUUGCCUUUGAAUGGUUUUUCCAGCUCUAUGUGGAACUGAGUAGGUCUUGCCAUCCAAAGCAUCUCUUCUCUUGUGUUGUUAGCACAAUUCUCACCCACAGAUACUGUUGUGGUCCCAGCCAUUCCAGGCAGGUUUUCCUGGUCCCAGCCACCAUAUAUUGUCCUGUUCCUAAAGUCACCUGUACUGCAGAAAGCAUCCUGCGAAUUCUUUUCAAGUAUUGUAACUUGCUAUGAUGAGGAUGACAUCAAAGCAGAUAUAUAAUAAACAAGCUCAUGUCCCUGUAGCUCAUAAUACAUUUAUUUAGAGAAAAUAAAAUGGGAUACCUUGCAUCAAAGCAUCACUGUCUCCUCCUCCAAUUUAGCUGGGGUGUAGUGCUGCAGUUAACUUAGCUUAAUUUAGCCCCAGACCUGCAGUACCCUUAUGCCCCUACAGAAGCAUGGUCUGAAUGAUUAUGAUUUGCUUUUUCAGGUAUGUGAACCUGCCAAUCCUUGCAAAGACAAGACACACAACUGUCACAGGUCAGCCGAGUGCAUCUACCUUGGGCAUUUCAGUGACCCCAUGUACAAGUGUGAAUGUAGGACAGGCUAUGCUGGUGAUGGAUUCAUUUGUGGUGAAGAUUCUGACCUGGAUGGAUGGCCCAAUCAUAACUUGGUCUGUGCUGCCAAUGCAACUUAUCACUGCAUAAAAGUAAGUAAGAAGAAAUGGAAACACAUAAAUGUCUCAAUGAAGGGCAGUUAAUGAAGGGCAAGUCUAGUGAUAGCCUCCAGUGACCAUCAUUUUCUGAACGAUUUGUUAGGCCACUGUUGAAAUGAAUAUUUUUCCAAGGUUGCUAGGUCUCUCAGUUAGAGAAUCUGUUCAUUUUGGGCUCCUAGUCUACAAAAAUUAUAUUCCUCUUAUGAUCCAUCAAAAAGAUAUGACUGGAUAGACAUGUCAGAAUCAGGGUCAUUCUACUGAAAUAGCUGAAUGCACAAUCUAUUAUUAUUAUUAUUAUUAUUAUUAUUAUUAUUUAUAUACUGCCCAAUACCCGGAGGUCUCAGGGCAUCUCAUUGCUUCAUGCAAGGGCUGUGCUUCUGUCACCUUGGUACACCAUCCUUUCAUCACAAAGUAUGGGUUAGUCAGGUUACUGAUAACAUACCCUCUCAACAAGUUAACCAAAUAAACCAGUGAAAAGCAGAUGAGUAAGUGCUGAAGGCAACCUUUAUCAAACCGUCAAAAACAAUACAGCACCAAAGUAUAUCACACCCCAACAGCAAGUGAAUUGAAACAAACCAGAAUUUUGUGCCUUACUUUAAACUGCGAGAAAUGCUUGUAACUUGAAGCCGAAUGUGACUUUAUAAGACUGGGGGAUGGAUCUAGGAAUGGAUUUCUCUUUUCCUGCUUUUCCAUGAACAGGGAGGGAGUAUUAAAUGUUCCUUGAGCAUACAAUUGAGAUGUCAAAUUCUUUCAGCCCUGGCUAAUGUCUGCUCAUUUGUUAAUGUGACCAGCUCAGCAUAUAUGCUUCUUUCUUUCUUUCUUUUUGGUUCCUGUCACCAGGACGUACUUCAUUUGAUUCAAGUAGAAUCAAGAACUGCUUUCAUUGAAAGACAAAAAACAAAACUCAAACAUGCGGAAUUCAUUUAGGGGAGGUUCUUCCCAAAAGCCAAACCCAUUAUUUUUGUAGUACAUAUGUUGAUUUAAUAAAGGUUAAAUGCUUUCCUUUAAAGCAAUCUAGCAAAAAUAUAAGGUGGUAACCAUCAUCGGAUAUCAUUCCACUUUAGCAAUAUAAUCCAACACAAACCAAAGGCUGCCUAAAAGUGUGUGAAAAUUAAUUGGAUACAUAUGCAUGUUGACUUUAGAAAAGACUUCAAAAUUCCCAUUUUGAAUUCGCCCAGUGCCGUAUUUUGGUCUCCGGAGGGGCAUACAAACAUUUAGUCAGAGUUUGGCAUUAUUAUCAAUUUGUGAAAUAGAAGCAUGUGCCAAUCUGGGGUUGUCUGUUUUUAUAGGAUAACUGUCCUCUUCUGCCUAAUUCUGGACAAGAAGACUUCGAUAAAGAUGGAAAGGGAGACGCCUGUGACGAGGAUGAUGAUAACGAUGGUGUUGAGGAUGAUAAAGUAAGCUUGUUUUCAUUAACCCAUCUUCUCCUUUCAGAAGAAAUAAAUAUGGACACCAUUAAGAAGUUGUUGGUAUAUUUGCUGCAUUCUCAUUUCUCUACGUCUGUUGUCAGAUAUCAGAAUUUAAACUGUACCAUUUGGGAUACCACUAUUGCUUACAGAUGUCGCUGAUCAUUACAUGUUCCACAUUUCAGACCAACAGAAAUUCUCAAAGAAUGGUGCACUCUAUGGGAUUUUUACAGCUGUUUUGUUGGCUUGUCGUAUUCAUAUGGGGAAAGGUUGAAAGACAUUGACUCUAGCAGAGUGUGUCAGAGAGUGAUAGUCUUACAUAUGCCUAAUUUGAUGCUAAUUUACUAUUAUUAGCAGUAUUUACAUGAAACCCUUGGGAACCCCAGUAGGUGUAUGCUAUUUGAUUUACAGAAAGGGAAAAGGUUGAUUGGAAAUAUAAUGGUCUCUGAGCUAUGCUUACACCUCUUUUCUUUAAUCUUUUUCCUUUUUUAGGACAACUGCCCCCUUAUUUUUAAUCCUCGUCAAUUUGAUUAUGACAAGGAUGAAGUUGGUGACCGCUGCGAUAAUUGCCCCUAUGUGCACAAUCCUGCUCAGAUUGACACCGACAAUAAUGGAGAGGGUGAUGCAUGUGCGGUGGAUAUUGAUGGCGAUGGUAAAUUCUUAUUCAUUCUCAUAUAUUUUGUUUCUGUUCAACGUGGGAGAAACUGGUUCAAAAUAAGCUAUUGCCCUCACCCUUGUGAACAACUCUAUCAAAUAAAUCCAUGCAUUGAAGGCAAAGGAUAGGGUUGCCUCAUUUGCAAAAAGGAGGACGCUAUGAUGACUCUCAUUUUAAACACCCCUCCUAUAUGUAGGUUAGGGCAAGCAUUUUCAACCACCAGUUAUGUCUAUGAAGGAUUUCUUAAUUAAAUGAAAUCUUAGUGGUGUACCUAAAACUUAUGGUUUGGUGGGGUUUACUGGGCAAAUAAUUUCAUGGUAAAGUUUUUGCCAUUUCUUCAAACCAGUUCUGGAACAGAAUGGACUAUUUGCAUAGUCUCUCUGACAAGUCUUUAAUGAUCUUAUAAUGGGAGAGGUACUCUUUAAGAACCCAUGUCCCAUUUUUAAGAAUAUAACAUUCACUUGAUAUAAUAAUUUCAAAAGUAAUGAAAAUUAUGGCCCAGCAAUACCCAUAUUCUUUCUAAUUAUUUAUGCUGUCAAAUAUGCUCGCAUGAAGAGCCACACUUGAACUGCCAGCCAAAUCAAAUGUCUUCACCCAAUGUGUUUGCCAAAACGCCUUGGGAGAAAAAAGGAAAUUUCUUUUGGAUGCUAGAAUAAUAAGGAUCCCAAGUUACAUUUUUGGCUCAGGAAGGAGGAAAAAACCAACAGUGACAUUUCAGGUUAUUAAACUGGCAAACCUGACCUGAACAGUAGCCCAGUACUGAAAAAACCUACCAACCUAAAUAUCUUUGGUGUUUUUGGAAUGCCUCUAGGCUUGUGGUUUUUGGCAUGACUUGGAAGCAGAAGCUUCAGUGUCCUUAGAGGGACGUUGCUGCUGCAUUUCCUGGCAGAUGAAUCCCAGUUUUCAGCACUGGAGAAAAAACCCCUGUUAAGCCUCAGAUUUGAUUCAAUAAAUGUGUAAAGUGUUGGAUGUGUGUAUCAGUAGAUAUCUAAAACCCUUGAAGGUUUUCCAUAGUAUGGAGUUUCCAUUAACACUCGUGGUUAUUUAUUUAGACAUAUCUAAAUAUCCAAGGCAGCUUACAAUCAAAAUAUAUAUCAUUGCAAAAAUAAAUAAAUAAAUAAAUAAAUAAACCAGUAUUCCUGGAAAGGGUUUUCUUCUCGUCUCCUGCAAAUAUUGUAAGAAUCAGCAAAAACUUUUAUUACUAAAAAAUAAAUGAAAUCUGAAAUCUAAAACAAAACUGCAUAAACCUCAGGUCAGCUCAGGGGAUACAUUUCAUAGUAAAUUUUAUAGUAUUGAUUUAGGACAUUUGUUGACCGCCUAAUCAACAGAUUGCUCUGGACUGUUUACACAGAGUUCAAACAAUAAAAAUAUACUAGGGGACUGCACAAACCACAAGAUUUGGAUCAGACCUCAUUUUGCUGCUUCAGAAAACUGUUUGCCUUGGUCCAAGUUGUUUCAUAAGCUGCCUAUCAGAGUACUGCUCUCUCCCAUUCACUAUUGGAUAAAAUCUGAAAAGUUGGACUGCCCUAUCUUGAAAGGUCUGGAUGAAUCAACUACCUUCAAUUGAGAAUGGAAGCUGAUAGGUCAUCAAUUGAUUUGUCACAAAACAGGGUGGUUUUGUUCUUACCUUCUCACCAUCACCAGAAAAUGUGUCAGGCAAAGCUUUUAUGUGACCAAGAGUUGGGCAGAGAGGGGUCACCACAGAGCUGAAUUAGGGAAAGAUCCACUCUAAAAGUAUUUCACCAACCAUGGGAUCAGCUAGUACAACCCUACAGACUUUAUAGUAUUUGUAGCCUUGUAUAAAAGGGGUUGUAAUUUAGGGAAGGCACAGCAAGACAAGCGCACCCCAGUUAACAAGCAAAGGACAAAGCAGUAGUGCUAUCAGUUCAAGAUACAAUGUGUGCCACCUAGCAUGGAGAGAUCAGGCUUAAAUACAAAAGCUCACUGGGUGACCAUGGUCCCAUCACUGUCUCUUGGACGCACUUAGUUUCCACUGAGAAUAAAAUGGGGGAAAUUCUCAUUCAUGGUUGUGCUAGUUUCUUGGAAACCAGUGCAUGUUGCUUUAUGCAAGUGGAAUCUGAACAUAACACUUUUGUUUGAAUUGCUUUUUCCCCAUCCUGGCAGAUGUUUUCAAUGAACGCGAUAACUGCCCAUAUGUCUACAACACAGACCAGAGAGAUACAGACGGAGACGGAGUUGGUGAUCACUGCGAUAACUGCCCACUGGUGCACAAUCCUGAUCAGGUAAGUAGCACAUACAAGGGGGGACUGUAUGGAUGUGAAGAACCUCUGCCUUCACCCUUGUAGAGGUACCACUACACUGUACUGUGUACUAUUAAGACAGGCUGCCUUUUGCCUGCUUUGAGGGAUAUUUCAGCAAGGCUUGUUGUUCCUUUCUUCCCUUUUCAAGAUCUAAAUUCAUACCUGGUUGGAUUUAGGGGUAAAGAAGGUUUUUGUUAUUGCAGAGAUACUCAGUGUUCCAAUUAUAUGCUUUAGGGGGUAGAUUGUUUCAAGAUGCAGGAAAGCAAGAAUAAAGGAGAGCUUUCGUUCAUGAAUAGUCUUCCAUCCCUCUUCCUAACAGGGAGUCUGCUAGUUUGAGUGCAGGUUCAUACAUGCAUUCAGCAACAACCCUGUGAGGUGAUGACUUGUAUGUGUGACAUCAUACAUCCAACACCACAUGUGGAGAUUCCACUCCCAGCCUGCAAUAUUUUCAAUGGAGGCAGCUCACACAUUCAGUUCCAAGUCAUCCACCACUAGAAUCCUGUGCAUGUCAACUCAGAAACUCUGACUCCCAGUUUCACCCCAGGAACAUCUCCUGCUAUUUUCUCAAUUAAUGGUAAAAAAAAAGGUAAAGGACCCCUGGAUGGUUAAGUCCAGUCAAACUUGACUAUGGGGUUGUGAUGUUCAUCUCACUUUCAGGGAGCCAGUGUUUGUCCACAGACAGCUUUCCGGGUCAUGUGGCCAGCAUGACUAAACAGCUUCUGGCGCAACGGAACACCGUGACAGAAACCAGAGCGCACAGAAAUUCCCACCACAGCGGUACCUAUUUAUCUACUCGCAGUGGUGUGCUUUUGAACUGCUAGGCUGGCAGAAGCUGAGACAGAGCAACGGGAGCUCACCCUGUCACGGGGAUUCGAACUGUCAACCUUCUAAUCAGCAAGCCCAAGAGGUUCAGUGGUUUAGACCAACCACAGUGUCACCCGUUUCCCUUUCUCAAUUAAGCCUCAAUAUAUAUAAGAGAUUGCCUCUUUCUGAUUGUCACUAGUUUCUCGCCAGGUUGGUUCUGAUGAAGGAGAAGGUGGGGAGCACAUGACAUUUAUGUGUGAAACAAACUGUGUGCCUCUGGGAGAGAUUAUGUAUAUGCAUGGGCUUUUUUUUAUUUGGCCCACCAGGCAUUUUAAAAUGGGUAACACAACUCCCAGACCACAAUGGGCUUUCCAGCUUUGCAUUUCAGAAAUGCUACGUUCUAGACUUACUUGUAAUUCUAUUCGGGAAGUGGGAGGGGAAACCACCCAGUUUACGUAGAAUUAAUAUGGUUCUGUUCAGUCACAGGGCACAUGUUUAUAUUAAAGGCAAAUGUUGGUGGCAAACUGCAUGGUUUGAGGUAAAUUGAAUGCCUAGGUUAUUUUAAAAAAGAAGGAGCGCAGCUUUUCAAGUUUUCAAAGCUCUGACACAACAGCUUUGCCUUUGAUUUGGAUGAAUGGUCUGGAAUUUCUAAUUGCGCAAAGUUAUUGCCGUUGGCUUCUCGGGGCAUAUAUAUACAUAAAAACCCUGAAAGCAGCUGAGGUCAACAGCAGUCACUCAUAACAUAAGAAUGCUGCCUAGGCAAAAGAAGUUUCUCACGAGAGCAGCGCCACUUUUCUCAUCUGCAAAAUCUUACAAAGGGGCCUAAGGCUAGAACUGAGAUCUGUUGAGGACGUCAAAGGUCUUCCUGUGUGUUGGCACCAAUUUCAUUCAUUAAAAUGCCUGCAUUGCAUUUUCAUCUUGCACUCUUCCUAACAGAUACUUUGGGGGCAGAUGCCAAAUGCUUACAGUAUGAAAACAGAUGCAAAAAAGAGAGAAAAGACCACGAUUCUGGAAGAAUUAAUGUUGGAAAAAUUGUAUGAGUUAAAGAUCAGUUAGAAAACAUCUCUUCAAGCAUACUGCCACCUACCCUGAUAAUCCACUUUUUUUAAAAAAAAUAAUAUUUAUUAAUUUUCAACCAUUUAAACACAACAAAACAGAAAGACAAAAAAAGAAAGAACAAAAAAAAGAAAAAAAGAAAACGUAAAACUAACAAAGCAUGACACAAACCAUUUCAAACACAGAACAAUUUCAAUGUCUUAUCUUUCGUUCCCUUAUUUCCACGACCUCCUCACACUUCCCUUUCUGUUUUCCACUUCUAUUAAUUAUUUCAGCAAUUCCUUUCCAUCUUCCUCUGUUUUCUAUCCUAUAAUUAUCUUAACAUAUUCUAGCCUUAUUUUCCCUUUAAUACACUAUUAAUUUAUUUAUACUUGAUUCCUUAUAGCAUUUCUACUAAAGCCAUAUAACUUCAUUCCAACAUUUUUCUAACAUUCAUUAUUUUUACAGUAUUUCUAUAAAUAGUCUUAAACUUUUCCCAGUCUUCUUCCACCAGCUCUUCUCCCUGGUCUCGGAUUUCUGCCAGUCGUUUCCGCCAAUUCCAUAUAGUCCAUCAACUUCAUCUGCCAUUCUUCCCGAAUGGAUAAAUCUUGUGUCUUCCAGUACUUCACAAUGAGUAUUCUUGCUGCUAUUGUUGCAUACAUGAAACAAAUUCUAUCCUUCUUUAACACCAAUUGGCCGACCAUGCCCAGGAGAAAGGCCUCUGGUUUCUUCAAAAGGGUAUAUUUAAAUACCUUUUUCAUUUCAUUAUGAAUCAUCUCCCAGAGUGUCUUAAUCCUUGGGCAUGUCCACCAAAGGUGAACUCUAAUCCUCAUAUUCGUCUGUUUUUCCUUAAGUUCAGUCAUAGUGAGCGUCAACUUAUGUUCAUCAAAUUGCCUCUGUAGGGCUGGGGCUCUUUCUCUUUCUCUCCAGUUGUGUUACUUUACCUUCAGCAGCAACAGCUUUUUCCCUUACUUCCUCCACAGCUUGCCAUAUCAAAGUAGGUUCUUGUAUCAAUUUCUGGGUGGUUUCUGUAUUGGUAUUAUCCAUACUCCCUGCAUUCAAGUCAACCUCAGUAAUUGAAACAUCCACUUUCGCAUUUAUCAUGUCCAUUUUCCUGUGAAGCUGAUCCAAUGAGCCAUUUAUCUUCUAUAAUACAGCCACCAAAGCCUCUUCUGUCGACAUUCCUCUUGGUUUCAAAUAUACUAGUACAAAGACAGCAACAAAACAAAAAAAACAAAAAAAACCAGGAGGGCCUAAUGAUAGACCUCUCCUGGAUUGUUACCAAGUCCUCCCAGACCUUAUUGUUUUGUCAGCAGUUGACUGGUCUGUUUUUCCUCUUCCAUUUACCAUAACAUUUGAAAGAUUCAAGGUCAGUCCCAGAGUCUCACGGUUUUUAACUUGCAGCUGGAAAUUCCCCUAGUCCAACUCUUGUAAAGCAACCAGUUUCAAAGGCUUCCACUAGGGGAAAACAGUUUCUAUUUGUAAUAGUCAAUAUUAAACAAUCCAAACAAUCCAAUCUUUUAAACAAUCCAAAGUUAGUUUCAAAUUAGUUUCAAUUUUGAGUUACUUUUACUCCUUUUUAAAGCAGCCGGAGACAGUAGAAACAAUGUAUUUCUCUUAUUUAACUAGCUGUCAAUGAACGUUCUAAGCGCUGUCAAUGAACAUUCCAAAAGACGUCAGUCCUACUAGCAGCCCGUUUCCAGGGUCAGAGCGGCGGUGUUUUAAGUCUCUUCGCUCUCUCCCGCAGGCAUACUAAAUCCGCAACUUCUCCCUCUCUUCUGCUGCCUCCAAGAGGGGGUUUAAUGUUUUUUACCGUUGGAAAUUUGAUCUUUUACAAAAGACCUUCCAAGACUCCAGCUUGCAGCUUCAUUGCCUCAGUCUAUUUACAAAAGGGGAAGGCGGACUUCCUGUUUUGAACCUCCCCGUUACAAUACCAAAUUAAACAUUUAGAAAUCCAAUUCUUCUGCUUCAGCUCUACUCACGGGUAAUUACUUUAAAGUCAAAUUGUCCACAGGAAAAGGUCAGCGCUCUCCGGCAACAGCUAUGCGGCUUCGCUCCGUGGAAGAAGCAGACGAUUCGAUGCACCGCGCCGCUCACCCCACAUCGCUCCGGAGCCCCAAAAAACGGGGUUCCCCGCAGUGUGGGGGAGGCGCAAAAGGUGCCCGCUGAAUCCCACGUUCACAGGCUUCUCCCGCCUGUGAUUUUAACGGGUCUCCGCCUUUGCCGCGGCGGCCAGACCCAGAUUCCCACGGAGCGGAUUCCUCCCGGUCAGAGGAAUUCCGCCAUUGCUGGAGGUGCCUCCCCGGAAGUCCACUGGUAAUCCACUUAUUCAGCUUAGCCAGCCUCUGUUCUAUGCAAUAAAUCACGUAGAAACCAUGCUUUCCAAACUUCUGAUAAAUGACACAUUUCCUCCUUCCAUUAAAAUUGGAGGGAUGCUAUGGGCUUGCAUUUGUUUGCUUUUAGGGCUAUAGGUGGGAUAUAAAUUUGUUGUUUAGUAGUGUCCGACUCUUUGUGACCCCAUGGACCAGAGCACGCCAGGCUCUCCCGUCUUCCACUGCUUCCUGCAGUCGGAUAUAAAUACAACAGAUAAAUAAAAGUAAGUAAGUAAUUAAGGGUAUCGGCUUAAGAGUCAGUAGAUUUAAAUGAGGAAUCUGAAAUAAGAAUCUAUUUUGCAAGUUUGGGAUAUCUCAGUAUGUUUAUAGAAUAUUACUUUUCAGAUUGCCUUCAUUAUACAUUAACAUUUCUGAAGGGAACCAUUAACAGUGUGAUCAUGUGUUUCCCCCGCCUUUUUUUGGUUCACUGUUGCAAAAAUUCAAAUCUUGUUUCCUGUCCCCACCUUUAGACUGAUGUGGACAAUGACCUGGUUGGUGAUCAGUGUGACAACAAUCAAGACAUAGAUGAAGAUGGCCACCAGAAUAACAAAGACAAUUGUCCGUACAUUUCCAAUGCCAAUCAGGCUGACCAUGACAAAGAUGGUAAAGGGGAUGCUUGCGAUUCUGAUGAUGACAACGAUGGCAUCCCAGAUGACCGGGACAACUGCCGACUCACAUACAACCCUGACCAGAAGGAUUCCGAUGGUAAGACUAUGGGCACUUUAAAGACAUAUACUGUGGCAUAUCCUUUUGUGGACUACAGUCUCCUUCAGGCAUACGAUGGUGUGUCCCAGGGAUGGAGAAUCUAUUCCCCUCCAGAUGAUGCUAGACUACAAAUCACAUCAUCUCUACCAUGCUGGCUGAGGUUGCUGGGAAUUGGAAGCUGACAACAUCUAGAGGGCCAGAAGCCCACCUUCCCUGCUGCAGUCCAUGAAAGCUUAUGCCAUAGUAGAUUUGUUAGUACCAUAGACUUAGGGGUUUCUUGAGUGAAGACUAAAGAUGGUCCUCUCAAUCCAAGCUGAGCCCAGCAGUAGAUGGUGUGGUGCCCUUGAUCUCUCUCCAGCUGAAUCAUUGCUGCGUACUGGGACUGAAAGCAGGACAGGGGAGGUGGCAGCGAGGUUGGCCUAGUGAAAACGUGCCAGCAGAAAUGCCAGGUUGGCUCAGCCAGUGUAUUUGCAUCUCCAUCUUGUAUCUCCAUCUUGGUUUGCAGCAGUGACUCAUCCACAGGGAGUGGUCAGCAGUGCAGCCCUACCAUAGCAUCUGCUACUGGCUUGGCAUAUGUGUUGGAAAGCUGAUCAAAGUUUGACUUCUUUCUAUCACAGAUGAGUCUGUCCAGGUGUGUUUGCACCCAGCUGCUGGCAUGCCUGUAGUGUUGCAUCCAGUUCUGAAAGUAUUCCUAGGUCUGGAGAAUUCACAGGUGGUCUCCUUUUAAUGGUGUACUUCUUUUAAGCGCAAUGGCAUUAGCAAGUUGAUUUUGUAGGUGGUCAAGCAGGAAGGCCAUGACUGCUUUGUGAUGCUCAGAGCAUCCCUUCGUAGUAGAAUCUGACAAUACUGUACUGUAAUGAAAAACAUUCGUACAGGUUGUUUAUGAGACAUCUUCAUAAAAUAUUCUUUGAGAAGCUAAGAAAGAAAACUGGGAUUAAUAACUUCUGCAAAGAAUUAUAGCUUGAACAGAGUACUGAAGUGAGAUGACUAAUAAAAUUAGCAUUAUUAUUGUUGUUAUUAUUAUUAUUACUAUUAUUAGCCACCCAUCUGAUUGGGUUGCCUCAGCCACUCUGGGCGGCUCCCAACAAAAUAUUAAAAACACAAUAAAACAACAACCAUUAAAAACUUCCCUGAACAGGGCUGCCUUCAGAUGUCUUCUAAAAGUCAAAUAGUUAUGCAAGAAUAUGUUUAGCAUCCCUUAGCUCAUCAAAGGUACACCCAAACACAUCCUUUUGCUGAAAUCUUUAUGAGGGUUUUCUGCCUGGAGUAAUCUUACUAAAUAGUUUUAAUAUAUUUGAAAGUAGUGCUUUGAAAACGAGUGAGCCAAUCCAUAAGCCAGCUGCCUCAAGGUCAUCCAGUGACCUCAUAGCUGAGUGGAGAAUUUGAAUCUGGCUCUUCCUGCUCCUUAGCAGACAGUACACAACACUGGCUCUCAGGUUAAUACCACAGCAGAUCCUGCCCACUUACGUAGUCUGCCCAGUUACGUCUCUAAUCACACAGAGCAGGUGGAGUUUAGAUUUCUCACCAGUUAGCUGUUCUGUGACGGAUACCCCACAGUGUCAUUUGAAUGUAGGGUCAAGAAAUAAGGCAGAAUUUUACUGUGUCCUGAACAGCCAUCUUUCACAGAGCAGACCUCCAAGGAGCCUGUGCUCAUGGCUGGUGGGGCAGAUGCUUUCUAAACUUUUUGAUGAAAAAACAGCCUUGUCAGCAAUCAGCACCACAGGGAACGUAAGAAACAUGUGGUGAAAAAUUAAAACCUCAUUUGGACAAAGAAAUUGCUUCUUUGAUGUUGGCAAGAGAAUAAAACUGGGAACAUACACUUUCCCCCUUAAGUGUAAAGAUAAACACGUUCAGGAGCAUACAGCUGGUCAGAAUUUGGAGUUCAACUUGGCAACCAGCCAGCCAGUCAGUCCGUGGAAUGUGGAGCCAUUUUCUCACAGAGAUGAACUACAAAAAGCAUCUGAGAUGCUUGACUCUGUAUUUUUUUAAAAAAACUUUUUUGGCAGUUCCAUAACAAAGUCUGUCCUUGAGGAUUAGAAUAGAAGAUUGGAGUAGAGAGACAGUGUUCUAAUGAAACAUGCCUGCGAAACAUGUGGUAUGAGUCUCUACUGAUAAGAGAAAUGAAUGCAGACAACAAUAAGUGAAUCUGCAUAAACAUAAUUGGCUGAGAUUCUCAUCAUUCCUCCCCCCCCCAAGCUUAGUGUCCUCAUGAUUGGAGAGAAACACAGAAAUUGUAUUUCCUUAUCAAAGAAAAAGUUUGGGGAAAAUGUUGUAGAAUGUGUGUGUGCGCCUUUAAAAAGGACUUGUGGAACAGGAUUUGCAUGUUGUCUGUGAACACAGAAAACAUAUUUGUGACAUUUCAGUUUUGUUGUUUUGACAUUUAUUUGAAUGUCUACUGUUCUUCAACCCAAAUAACUCUUUAACCCAAACCAAUAUAAAUAUUACAUUCUAGGACACACAGCUUGCAAAGUAUUUACCACAUUGCCAACAUCAGGGCUUCCUUAUAGCAGAUCUGGUGGCUGCAGUCUCUGUUCACUUGAAUGGCUCUGCCUUAAAUACUACAUUAAUCACUCAAGAUUUCAUUAUAGCCACAUUCCAAGUUUUAGGGGAAAAAAUGAUUAUUUAUCCCAUAGCUUAUCACUGCUCUCCCUCCCUCCCUCUCUCACACAGUCUCUCAUAAAUAAAGAGUAGCCAAGAGCUGUUUUAAUAUGAUUUACUGUAAUGCCUUCUUCACUCAUUUGCUACAGAUGUGACAAAAGUACAUGGUCACAGUCUUAAGUAUUCAUGACAGAACAAUGCUGAAGGCAUCUGAUGACAUGGAGAUAAUAUGGAGUUUUAAAAUUCCAAAGCUCCUUUUUAAUAUUGUGGUUCUCCUGGCUUGUUAGGUUAUAUGGAAGUCAUUUGUUUUUGUCAGCAACUGAUUUCCCAGAUGGCCUUGGCCCAUCCCCAGAUUUGCACAGUCCUGUCUGCAAUGCAGAUCCCAUCUUGCACGGAAGGUUGGAGUAGUCACCCACCAAGGUCCCUUGCAACUCACCCACUGCGCUAUCCAUUCCAUUCCCCUGGAAUGGAAGAUGGUAGCUCUUCUUCCCUUAAAUUUGAUUCUGUUGUCUAGAGAAGAUGGCAUGGCUGCUUCCUUCCUUCCUGUCGAACAUGGCUUCUUCCUACAGAAAGAGAGAUGUGUGAAUAUAACGUGAAAACCAUUCAAUGUUUUGUGUGCAUUUUAGGUGAUGGCCGAGGUGACAUCUGCAAAGAUGACUUUGACAAUGACAAAGUCCCAGAUAUUUUUGAUGUUUGUCCUGAAAAUGAUGCCAUUAGUGAAACCGAUUUCAGAAAGUUCCAGAUGGUCCCAUUGGAUCCUAAAGGAACAGCUCAGAUUGACCCAAAUUGGGUUAUUCGACAUCAGGGCAAAGAACUGGUACAGACGGCUAACUCAGAUCCUGGCAUAGCUGUAGGUGAGUAUGAUUCAAAUUGAUGAUAUGAACAGAAUUACACCAAGAGGACAGAGUUUAGUGUUUCACAAGGGCGUCCAUAAACCCAGUAGCUUUUUGGACUUUGUUUUCUUGAAACAGAUUAUAAACUGCUUUUGAAACACAUCUGCCUUGUGUGAUGUUGGGGCCGUAGGUUAAACACUGCAAAUUCAGAACCUGACAGAAUGCAUGAAAUUAGCCACAUGGUUCUCCGAAUUGUGCACAACUAUUAGCUAGAAAUUAGAUUGUCCGAGCUGCUGAUCAGAAGAAGCUGAAAUAUUUGAGGCAGUUUAUAUGUUCAGUUUAAGAAUCUCUUUCUAAAGUUAACAUUCCGAAAUGGAUUUGGAAAAGUUGGAAGCACAGAUAACUUCUGAGGAAUGUUUGGCAAUAAUAAAGAGCUGCCUAAUAACAAGUCAGCAUUCAUAGAUGAUUUACAUUGGAAUAUAUAUAUAUAUAUAUAUAUAUAUAUAUAUAUAUAUAUAUGACUGGAUGGAAUGUAUUAAUCUUUCUGCAUCAGGCUGUGGGACAUAACCCAUAAUAUUGCUCUUGCAUGUGGUAUACAAGCAUUUCAAAAGCAUUCUGUAACUGUCAUUUUUUUCUUUUUAAAUAUUUUGAAGUUUUGUUUUUCAUGGCUGUAGAACUGAACUGAAAAAUGUGAAGGUCCUUCCUAUAUCAAGGUCCAUGUGUGCAUCAAUAAAUAUGCCUAUUUAAAAAUGAUUUCAUUAUAAAGCAAGUAUGAAGUAACAGAAAGGGUAGUGAUUGAUGAAGCCUAGAAACCAAAGAACUGAUAAUAUGACUGGAGAAAAAAAGGGGUGAACCAAAUCAAAUAGCAUCAUAAUAGAAAGUAAUGGCAAGUGCCUGAGACUAAAUGGAUAAUCUAGCUUCUUUCUGCCCAAAUUCUCAACAAGCUGCAAUCCCUUUGGGAACUGAACACCUACAUUUUCUACCCUCCUCCAGGUUAUGAUGAGUUCAGUUCUGUUGACUUCAGUGGUACGUUCUACGUCAACACAGACCGGGAUGAUGACUAUGCUGGGUUUGUCUUUGGCUACCAGUCCAGCAGUCGCUUCUAUGUCCUGAUGUGGAAACAAAUUUCUCAGACAUAUUGGGAGGACAAGCCCACCAGAGCUUAUGGUUACUCAGGGGUAUCACUUAAAGUAGUGAACUCUACAACUGGCACUGGCGAACAUUUGAGAAAUGCCCUUUGGCAUACAGGAAACACACCUGGACAGGUAAGAGGUAUAUGAGUCACAAUAAGCUAAGUGUUCUUCAAAUUGUCCCCUUCUCAUAUACCAUCAUGACAUAGCAUUGGAAACCAUUGUUUUGGUCCUAUCUUUCAUUAUCAUGAUCAAUCAAUGGCCAAGUUUUUAUUUCAUUCUAUUUCUUUUUAAUUGGAUAUUGUCUUGGAAACUUUUGGCCGGGAUUAAACUGCCCCACCCAAGAAGCCUCCACCUCCAGGUUUGACUUCAAUAGUGACCCUGUGUCCAAUUAUUUUCUCCCGUAUUAGUGAAUUGUUGUCCCUUGCUCUUUGCAGGAGAAAGUACAGUUUGGUGCCUUGGAUCACGAACGCCUUGCAAGUCUAAUGUUUUGGGUCCCAAACACCGCAAACCUGGAAAUGAGUGUUCCGGUUUACGAACGUUUUUUGGAACCCAAAUGUUCUGGGUGGCUUCCACGGCUUCUUAUUGGCUGCAGGAGUUUCCUGCAGCCAAUCGGAAGCUGUGCUUUGGUUUCCGAACAUUUUGGAAGCUGAACGGACUUCCGGAAUGGAUUCCGUUCGACUUCUGAGGUAACACUGUACUGCACUUGGGAAUACUUUUGCCAAAUGGGUUUUUUACAUCCAACCCUGAGCAGCCCAGGGAUCCCUUUGUGUAGAAAGACAGUGCACCCUUUACAGCUACCCAAAAUAUGCAACACUCCCUCUGCUCCCUGUCUAAUCACAACAGCAUUUAGCUGGGAAAGCUGCAGAAUGAAUAUCUCAUAUUAACUGACCAAACUGGAGGGGGGCAUAGAAACUAUGGCAGCGCAUUUAAAAUGUGGGUUGUGGUUUCUAUCUAAAAGACAGAGUUUAUAGGAAUUGGAUUUGCCCCACUUGUUAAUGCAAAUCACUCAUUGAAGUGUUGUUGUUUUUUAACUUCUUCCACAGGUACGCACCUUGUGGCACGACCCCAAGAAUAUCGGCUGGAAAGAUUACACCGCUUACAGGUGGCAUUUGGUCCACAGGCCUAAGACGGGAUUAAUAAAGUAUGACAUUUCUUGUAAUACACUGUAUUGCUUUUCCAUCUGAUCAUAAAUGAGGUUUUAUUUAGUGGUUUGUAACCAAAUUCCAGCACUGUCACUUCAUUUAUGGCAGACUUUCGGCACUGGAAGAUUUGGGAGUGUUCCCCAGCUUUCCACGCCAUCAGAUGUGUUCAAUUUCCUUCAAAUGGCUCAUAUAAACACUGCCAUUAUUAGAUAAAAAAAUGAUACCUCCAAAUUUUUGGACUGUUUUUCUGUACUAAUCUGAAUUUUGGAAAAAAAAAAGGAAAAUGUCAAAACAAAGCUAAAAUUAAGAUUGGAAGAACUGAUUUCCUCCUUCUUAGAACUAAAGGGAAUUGAGAUUAAGGCAACUCUAAAUAUUUUCGUAGACUUGUGAUGUUAGCUCUGAUUUGUCCAUCUGAAGCCAGUCUUAACUUAAAUGCAGACAUGCAGCCAUUUAUUCACACAAAUUAUUUCAGUGAAAUACCCCCAUUCUCAUAUGUUUUUUUCAUGAUAAAAUGCCUGCAGUGUCAGGACUCCCAUGCAAAUGUGACAUUGUGUGAGAAUGGUGCAGGCAAUAUGCCUAUUCAGUAAAUAAAACAGACGUUCUUGUCAUUGGUAAACUCAGUCGUAUGGGUCCUUUAGGCAAAUUCAAGUUUUUAAGAAAUAGUAUAUAGUUUGGGCCUUUGUGAUUUACAAUAUAAAAGCACAAAAAUAUAUAACAUAGUAACAAACAACCACUAAAGCACCUCCCCCCCCCCCCCCCGUUUAAAAGGCCAUGUAUUGUUUAAUUAGCCAAAAGACUGGGAGAAGAGGAAUGUUUUGCCUGGCAUCUGUACAUGUCGGGAGCUUUUUACAUGGGGGGCAUUUAAACAGGUAAUUUUCUCAUUUCCCACUAGAGAGCCCUUGAGAGCCAGUGCGGUGUAGUGGUUAAGAGCGGUAGUCUCGUAAUCUGGGGAACCGGGUUCGCGUCUCUGCUCCUCCACAUGAAGCUGCUGGGUGACCUUGGGCCAGUCACACUUCCUUGAAGUCUCUCAGCCCCACUCACCUCACAGAGUGUUUGUUGUGGGGGAGGAAGGGAAAGGAGAAUGUUAGCUGCUUUGAAACUCCUUAGGGUAGUGAUAAAGUGGGAUAUCAAAUCCAAACUCUUCUUCUUAUGCUAUAUACCCCGUUCUGUGCCCAAUAAGCACAUUUGCCCGGCAGUGCUGUAGCCCAUAGAUUGCAGCAAAAUACUGGGCAAAUCCUCUCUCUGCAAUGGUCUCAUCAUAGGAAAAAGCUGCCCCAUGAGCUCUUGCUGCAGAGAGGAGGGGAAGCCUAUAUAAGGCUGCUUCCCCUGGAGCACAAGAGCCACUUUGCUUUGAGAGCUUCCUGCCCGCACACCCUCGUGUUAGAGCCUUCACUGAGCAAUUUUGGGCCGCUGGUUAACAGAGCUGGAAAUGAAUUCCUCCCACCCUUCUCAACCUGAUUGGCACUUGGUUGGGUUUUUCCCCUCCUUUCCCUCAGUGAAAUUAUGGCUUCCUUGUUAGGUGGAAGAACUUUGUUUGAGUGCGGAAAUGGCAUUGGUCAGGAUCAACAUAGUAUAUGGGAGGGGGCCCAUAAGGGGCCUGUGGGGAGGAUUGACCGCAGCAAACCUAAUCGUGGGUUUGGUAUCUGCCUGGUUGGAAACUGCAUCCUGGUCCCCCAGUGAGAACUUGCUUGCUUGACUUGCACCAUGGCAAGGUUUAACCCUGGCCAACACCCAUGGUACAGGUUUGGAGAGAUCCAAACCCAGUGGAUCCAUUCCAUCAACAUGGGGCAUGUGGAAUGAUGAAGGGAUCAUGGGACCUAAUACCAAGCCAACCCUUUGCCCUGCCUGCUGUUGUCAAUUAAAGAUUUGGCCUGAUUUUAUCCCAUUGCCAUUGUAUAGUCCUCUUGUUUUGCCGCUGUCAUGGGUCACAUGAUGUGCCCGCCUGGGCAACCACAUAAAAUAUAAUUAUGGCUCUGGUUAAAUAUCUUGGCACCUUAAAAGAACCUGUAGGGCACAUAUGAGUGGCUGUUAGCUCUUGCGGUCUGCGGUUGAAGAUGGGAACCUAGUUAGAUUGGUCUAGCCCAAUAUAGCUGUUGUCGUUCUGGAUGAAUAUGUAGCCAUACAGCACACCAGCCUACUUCCUGGAUUUAGCUAUAUUGUUUGAGGAUAUAAGAGAAGAUUUCUCAACUGGUUGUAAGAUAUAACUUAUUGGGCAUAUAACCGCAUAAGGAUACAGCAGAAACUCAACUUCUCCAGGUUAUAGCUGGAUCAUCAUUCACACACAGCCAGAUGCAAGGCUUCCAUCUGUUCUUGGCACUGCUGAACAGUUGCUUAUCCAGAACCUUUAAACUUGUAACAUUUGUUAAUUCAAGUAGGUUUUUGCACUCUAAUUUGACUCUUAAGAAUAAUUGAGCAUUUUUCAGAAGUCAGAUGCACACCAGAUGCGUUCUGAUGUGCAUCCAAUCUCCAUGAGUCACACAGCACCCAGAAUACACAAGUAUGGACAGCCAGUUCCCAGGAAAAUUUGUCAUCCCUAUGACCUUUUGGAGUUAGUGAAACUUAAGUUAAUCAUGGCUGACUUUUAAUGUGGCUCAAGCAUGGUAACAUUCUCUGGGUUGGUGUUAAAGUCUGUCGUGGUAUAACCAUUCUCUGGCAGGAAUAUAUAUAUAUAUAUAUAUAUAUAUAUUUCUGCGAGUUUCUCUCACAUUCAAUUAGCCCUUCUUUAACAGCUAUAUUUUCCCAUGCUCUCACAUCUAGAAAGCAGUGCCACAAACAAAUCCUAAUAAUUAUGUUCUCAACAAAACCUAGGGCUUUGAAAUAGAACACGUAUACCACUUAUUUCAUUGCAUAAGCCCAACCAUUAACUGUCUGAGGUUAGUGGGAAUAUUUCUUUCUGAAAACAGGCUAAUGUAUUAUGGAAUAUUUAGCAAUUUCAGCUGAAAUGCACAAUAAUAUCAGCUGUCAGAGAUCACACAGUGCACAACGAGACCUCAAGACUAUGGAGUUGUUUCUUCAACUUGUGUGCAUGACAACAACAAUGUUGGAAGCCAGUCUGAGCAGCUUCCAACAGAAUAUGCAUCUUACCCCUCCUCAGAAUAGAUUCACUUCAUUGGACUUGGCUGGCCUAAAUCAGAACUGGGAAAUCUUUUUCAGAUGUGUCCAUAAAACUACUUCUGUGAGGAGUGUUUGAGCAGACUGUGUGUUAGAUAGGUAGAAGUUGUAUACUCUAGAAACCUGGGUGUGAAUCUGAUGUCACUUUGUUUUUCUUAUUAGAGCUUUUACUGCCACUAGAAAGAAAGUGUAUCAUUUCAAGAACGGUGUCUAAUCUAGACUUUGUUCCCCUUUCAAAGGGUUUUAGUGUACGAAGGAAAGCAGGUCAUGGCAGACUCUGGACCAAUCUAUGACAAAACCUAUGCUGGUGGGCGAUUAGGUCUUUUUGUCUUUUCACAAGAGAUGGUUUACUUCUCUGACCUCAAGUAUGAAUGCAAAGGUAAGUUAAUGCAUCCAUCAUCAUAAUGGCAAUAACUACUUUAGUGUUUGCAGGGGGGUUGCAGACUUUUUCAAUGGGAGGGACCAUGGACCUGAUCCAGCAGGGUCUUAUGUUUUUAUGGCUCAUUCAAACUUGCAGGUCAUCCGAUUUUGCAGUAUCAAGUGUUGGCCAUGUAUUUGUGAAGCAACCUUCUGAGUGCCUUUGAUUCCUUUUAUUAAACAAUCUUUUAUAUAUGUAUCUACAUUAUGAAUGAAAAUGGAUUCAGUGGGACAGCUUUCUUAAUAGCAAAUGUGUAUAGCAAUUAAUAGCAAUUGUGUGUAUCCAGCUUGAGGCUAGAGCAAGCAUAAUCAGUGCUCCCCCCCCAAAAAAAAUGUUUAGGGGUACUAUCAUUUUCCUACUCAUAUUGAAAUACUGCCCCUCAAUGAGGCCAAACUUAGAUUUACAAAAUGUUUAGGGGUGUGCGUACCCCUUUGUCCCCCCCGAAAAAGCAUUGAGCAUAAUUAAUUGUCAUAAUCAGAGCCAGAUUCCAUGCAUUAGGCAACCUGACUUGCAUGUGCCACUCCUCAUAUGUGAGGUUCCCCCCCAAGCAAAUAUGACCUAUGACAUAAGGCUAAGCAUUUUCCCUGACCAUCAUUAACUUAGGCAUCCUCAACCUUUUCAGACCCAGGACCCACCUUUAACCCAAAUAUGCAUUUGGGGACCAAUUUCUGAAUUGUUUACCAUAUAUUUGCAUGGUGGUGGUGCUCUUGUUGUGAUCACCUUGGGUCCGUCAGCAACCCGAGACCGGAGAAUCAACCAUAUAAUCUGUAGCUAGCAGUAUGGGCCGAAGGACUGGAGUUACACAAGUAGCAAGGGACAAUGUAGUGGUGAGAGUAGAGUCUCAGACUUGGGAGACCCGGGUUCAAAUUUCAGUACAAUCAUUAAUUUGGGUGACCCUGGGGCAAGUCACUAUCUCUUAGCUCAACUUACAUCACAGUAUUGUUGUAAGAAUAACGAGACAAUGCUGUGCAGGCUGCUCUGCAUUCCUUGACAGAAGGGCAAGAUGCAAAUGGGAGAAGUAACAGCCCAUUGGAACCCAUUGGUUUUUACCUGAUUUUUACUGUGCAUAUUUAUUGCAUUAUAAUAGUUUGCUUUUCGAAAGAUGGGAUAAAAGCUUUAAAUGUCCAAACACAAGUAACUCCCCCCCCCAUGUUUACUGCAAUGCAAUCCAAAUGUGGGAAUUGUACUUAGCAAUUGCUUCUUUCUGUUGCAGAUGUCUGAGGUAAAGCUGCUGCAAAACCAGCAAAGUACUGUAGAUGCCGUUCAACUAGACACCUCUGUUCAUCCUGGUACUCCAAAUCCCUCACUUAUUUUUCAACUCUGGCAUGUUCCCCAGACCUUGUGCCUCCCUGCAGCCAGGAGAGAUCCCUCCGAUUCUACACCCCAGUGCCUUCUAAGAGCUUGGACUGACAGGGCCUGAAUGUGACCAUCAAACCCACCACAGAAGCAAAAACUGAUUGAUGUAUAGAGUGAAAACUUGGCAGACACAUUUAUUCAGUCAUUUGUUUAGGGUUGUUGUUGUUGUUUUUAAAAUGACGUUUACAUAUAAAGUGUAAAAGUGUAAUUACAUAAUGUAUUUAUAUGGAUAUAGAUAUGGAAGAAUGUGAGGGGGGUAUUAUUACAUCAAGAGGGAGGAAGAGGUUGUAAGACCACUUCUUCAGGCCACAUUACUUGCUCAGAUCAGGGCUGGGCCUUGGUGAUACAAAAUCUGGGAGAUAUAGUUCAUCAAAACUGAGAAGGACCAAACCCUAAAUAUCCUACUCAUUUAAGAAGCCAUGGAAAACUAAGGCAACGGCCACCCAAGAAGAUGGCUCCACAAACUUCAAAUGUUACUAAUCUUCUAACAGCUUUUUAGGUAAGCCACAUGCUUGAAGUUUAAAAUAAUGCUUCUCUUCUAAUGACAAAUACUAGCACGUGAGCAGGCUGCAGAGAGAACGACGACAGCUUAACAUCCAAUGGGGCUCUUUAGAUCUUGUAUCCAAUUCUGUUUUAAAGAAGUGAAUUUGGAAUUAUUCUCCUGGGGGCAUACAAAUUAAAAUGCCAGUUAUUUCAGGGUUGUUCAUUCAAAGUAUGUGGAUAUCAGGGAAUCUUGAUACCUCAUGAGCAGGAGCUGGCAGGCAUCUAGUAUCCUACUCACAUAUAAUUUUGUGGGGAGUGGAGCAGGGAAGCUGCAUCAACAACCCAACAUUAUUAAAUGUUUAUUUUGCAUGUCUCCAAAGUAAUACUUCUAGUGGAAGUGCUGCAGCUCAGAGGUAAAGCAUGUGUGUUACAUGCAAAAGAUCCCAGGUUCAUGCCCCAGAAUCUUUGGGUAGGACAUCUGAGUCACUGGUGAGCAACCCACCAGUGUAGACAAUACGGAUGUAGAUGGACCAAUGGUCUGAUUUUGUACGAGGCAUCUUCAUAUGCUACACUCUGGAGGAAACUGGCAUUAUAUGAAGCUCAGCAUCCUAUACUCUGGAGCUGUUCUUGUGACUUUAGGACUGCCCUGUAAUAAAUUGGGGAGGGGGGUUGUGAAUGUCAGCCAAAGCUUGUAGAUGCUCCUUUUUAUAAAAUGGGUUCAACGACUUGAUGACCCCUUUCCCAUAUGAAUUCACCCUUUGCCUCAAAGACACACUCAGCAUAUCAUUGUAUACCAUGCAGUGUACUAUGAAAGGUUGUAUGGGGGGAUUCCUGGUGCUUGGCCAUUGCGUUUAGAGACAUUUUAUCCAUGAGUGCGCAUUGGGAGCCAUGGAGAUGCAUGCUAGUAGUCACAGUCAGAGCAGACAUUCUGAAAUUAAUAGACGGGCACGACUAAUUCAUUGUAGUGGGUCUACUCUGAGUAAAACUUGGUUGCUUAUAACCCAGAGGGUGGGAAAGUAGAAAAUGUGGCUGUCAUGUAAAGCGUACAAUCAGCCCUUUGAAUUUUGUCUAGGAAGAUAAGCAGUGGUGAGAACUUAAAUGUGCACUAAUUGACCUGAUGAACAGCAGCGUGCUUAAGGUGUCCCAUGAAAAUGGUUCCUGGCCAGGUGAAACCUUUUUCCUGACGCUGUCGCAGCAAGCACUUUGAAACCCCAAACUUUGAUCCAGGUUUCUGAUAAGGUGGCAAUGCUACCAUUAACAAAAUCUGGUAACAUAUUACGGUUCCAGUUAUAAGGACGUCGGUGCUAUUUAUUUAUUGCGAUGCGCAGCUAUGUUCUCCAGUAAUUUAUUUGAAAGCAUGCCAUAGAGCACAUUAGCCAUGGAAGAACUCACAGAAGAGAUGACUACAUAAUGCCUUUAAUGGUCCAACCAGUGAAUAUAUGUUAUAUAUGUAAUUAUACGUCACAAUAAUCUUAAAUUGCUCUGAAAAUUGCCAAAUAAUUAAGUAGCCCUCGAGACCUUCUAAGUGGAACCUUGAUAUUUACUAUUGCCCACCAUUUUUGUAUUAUUAUUUUUUACGUAUGUCUGCUGUAUAUAGGACUUUUAAAGAAAAGAAUGCUGAAGGUAUGUCAGCCUUUAUCCUAACCAGAUACAACAGUUAUUCCAUUAUACAAUAGUAUGCACAUAUUUAACACUCUUUUUUGUUAUUUUAAACUGAAUGAACUUUGCCCAUGAGGUAAACUUGCUGGUGUGGUUUUGUUCGUGGAUGAGCAUUACUAAGAGAAGAGAACAAUGGCCUUGUUGCUGAGUCCUCUGUGCACUCUGCUGCAUGCGUCUCUCUGGAUUGCAAAAGAGGGUUGUGCAUGCGCAGCUGUGUAAAAGAAUCUAGAAACCUGCCAAUCCGCUGUUGGGCUGGAGUCAGGAGGGGGCAGAAUCCAUUCUCUGUCACAAACAGCUGCCAUGUGGGAAUCCACAUUAAGAUAUGUAUUAAAGCCCUGGCUGCUUGGUGAGGCUGGGGAAUUGCGUGGAAGCUUUUGCAGCCAGCCAGGGAUAUGCAUGUGGAUGUCUCAAGAAGGACUGUGGCAAAAGAAUUCAGCCACAGGUGAGUACUUCCAGUCACACAAUUGUCAAAGCAUCUUCAUGGAUGCAAAAGGAUGCAGUUCAAGCUCAAGGCUGUCCUUACCACUGCAUCAGAAUGAAUGCGACAGCUUCUGUAGCUGAGGCUUCUACAUUAGCAUCUCAGCUGCUGCAUUCACAGCCAGGUUUGGGCUUGGGAUAACAAUCUCCUGCCUUGUUUGAGAAUACAGUGAGCAAAUGUCAGCUGUUUUCAAACCAAUUUCUGAAUAGAUUUUGAUGUUAUAUACCUUUAUCAAGAAUCCAGUGCUUCUGGCUUUAUUGCACAUUCUUAGUUUUGCCAUAUUAACAACCUUUUUAAAAGGCCUCUUAAUGAGAGGUUUUUUUUUUUUAAAAAAAAGCUUGUUCAGAGUGUUUUUGUUUUUUUGCAAUUCAUAUUUUUAGUAUUUCUAAAAGUGUAGCCCCAAGUCCCAGAGAGAAGUGAGGGAAAUUUCAUUCAUGUAAUAAUGCUUAUUGUAUCCUUCAAAUAAAAAGAAGACAUCAGCGAUGGGACUAAGAUGUUAAUAUUUCGAUUGUACCAUAUUUGCCUAUACUAUGUAAAUUAUUUAUGACUGUUUCCUUUUUCCUUUGUAUGUGUGAAUGUGUGUGUGUGUGUGUGUGUGUGAGAGAGAGAGAGAGAGAGAGAGAGAGAGAGAGAGAGUUAGAGAGAGAUGGUGGGGAGGGGAGAAAGAAUAUAUGUGGAUAAGCACAAGAUGCCAACAAGACUUAACAUUCUGUUUUGCCAAAGACUGUAAAUAACUAUUUAUUUGUUUGCACGGAUAGAAUUUCACCAUUUAAUGUCCCUCAGUUAUUCAAAUCUUCAUUUUUAUACAUUUUAAUAAUAGACAAUAAACUGUAAAAAGGUUUUAUU